AGACGCGUUAGAGCUUGUAUCAAAAAUGUCAAAUUUGCAUCAAAAAUUAAACACGCUCGAUGGUAUUCGCAUGACGCAAUCGGACGAUGAUGUAGAGUCUUAUUGGGAAAUUGGUACAGAAUUAUUGUCAACGGCACGUCACAUACUGCAAUCAGGUAGAAAUUUAAUAAGUUCUCUGAGCAGAGAAUCCUCUAAAGAUACUUUGGACACUAUCAAAGAAAUUCAUAAACUGCUUGAUUCUAUCGAAUUAACGCAGAUGGAUAUCGAGAAUUCCUGGACGGAGAUGGAACGGAAUCUAGAUACCGCUAGAGUAAUCGAAGAUCUUGAACAAGGUGUAUCGAGCGUUACUGACUGGAUCCUAGGUCCUGCGGAUAUGAUGCUAAAUUCCUGCUAUCAAGUUGGCUUCGACGUUUCCUCGUCCGAAGAACUUCGAAGACAGCACGAGAAACUAGAACUUCAAUGCCGGGAGACCUAUGGACGAUAUGCAGAAUUGCUUCAUAAGAUUGACAGUUUUCCCAAAAGCAGGCUACCUGAAGAUUUAAGAUCUCAAAGAGACUUUAUGGAUUUCGUAUGCCGUAGUUUUGCUUCGCGACUUGAAAGACGUCGAAAUGUUUUAAUUACCUCGCAAAGAUUCUUCAGACUGGUAUCUGAGUACUUCGAUAAGACGAGCGAAGUUUUCGAUCAGUUAGUCAUGGGCGGCAGAAAUUACAUUAACUUUUCCCAGGCAAGCGUUAAGCUCCUGACAUUGGAAAAGAGUCAAGUAACUUUAGACACUUUAGAGCGCGAGCUUGUAAAAGAGGGCGAAAAGUUGUCGGACAUUCUUUCUAUGCCGGUAAAGGAUGCACUAGGUCGAGAGGUACUCGUGAAUUACAAUGAGGACAUUAUCAAUGUAAAAGAUAUACUAGAUGCGACGAAUGCCAGGAAGAACAUCUUUAACGACAGCGUGGAAUUGCAGAAACUGUCGCUGAAACAAGUAGCUCUGAUACACAUGUACGAGAGCGAUGCCGAGCAAGCCGUUAAAUGGUUAGACGAUUUGUUCAAUGUCUUACUCCGAAAUCACAUGGAAGUUGGAUGCAACUCGAAGGAGAUACAAUCGCAAAAAGAAGAGCACCAAUCUUUUCAAGAAACGGCAAAGGGGACUUACGAAUAUGGUGGUCAACUAGUGAAUGGCGCGCGUGUAUUGAGAUUGUCGUGCAGGAUAUCUUUGGAAAGCAACGUUAGUCUCUUUUCGAGAUUGCGGCAAGCUUGGCGGCAAUUCCGAUCCGUCAGCCAGGAACAAUUAAUAAGGCUACGAGUAUGCGCCGUCUUUCACAGAAACGUCGAAGAUCACUGCAUCAGAUUACGAAACUUGAUGGAAACAGUGACGGCUCUAUAUCAUAUCGCAAAAAAUCAAAAUGCGACAACAGAGUCGCAUAUUAAAACAGACAUAAGAGACAUCCUUGAUAAUCGGGAGAAGCUUCUAUUGGAGGUUGGACGGAUGGUGAGAUUGGGUCGCCUUCUAAAGACCAGAUUGAAAGAACCUCUUGAUCACCUACCGAUGUCCGAGGCCGAAGAUGCUUCGAUCCUCGGCAGUAACCUGACGGCAGUGGAAGCUAUCUCGGCGAAAUUGGCGGAAGUUACGCGUCUCGCGGAAAAACUGGACGCGAGACUGUACGAAGCUGGAGCUAGAACUCGACCUACCGCCGUGACAUCCUCCACUUCAUCCUUGCUGUCUAUGUCCGCCACGUCGUCGUCAGGCGCGCCCACCCGUGCGAUUUCCAGCGUACCGAUCGCACCGACAUCAAUUAUGACAACCUCGUCCGUAUCCGCAACCGCUCAAACACGUCAAACGUCUUCCGAAAUUGCACCCGCAGUAAUCAAGUUCGAUGUAGCUAAAUCUGAUACUGCCACGACGACGAAAAAAUCCGACGACACUUCGCCUCGUACUCCUUCACAUUCCGUGGAACAUGUUGAAACAUUGAGUAAAGAUUCGAGUAAGGAAACGCCUGUCAAUAAGGAGAUUGUGGAACAUCCUCGUAGCGAAAGUGCAGCAGAAGAACACAAUGUGGAAGCUUAUACAACGGCGACUGAAUGCUCAGCAACUCCACCGCGUUCUAGAAGUGAAUCUUUCGUAACAUCACCGGAAUGUGAAGAUCUUGCUACGACAAUCGCAGUGCCCUCGUGUUCUGGUUCCACUUGGGCCACUGAAACGCCUAAACUAACAACUACAACUGUACCUCUGGCUUCUGCUUCAGACGACGGAAAGCAAAAAGUUACCGAUACAGUUACUUCCACUAUUACCGAAAUAAAACCAAUGACACGGAUUAAAACGAUGGACAAAAUUACUGAUGAAAGAUCAGGUAGAAUCAUGAAAGAAGUUACCGAAACAACUGUUUUACGUGUUUCGCACAAUAUUCGUUUAGAUGUAGCCUCUUAUAAUGUAACGUCGAAUACUGUGCACGAUCGUCGGCAACACAUUGAUGCGAAAGAUAUUCGAAAUGUGGAACGUGUGCUGCCAGUGGAAUCUUCCGAUAAAACGAAUGGCCUUCACGAUUCUGAGAGAGAUCUUGAUUUGUCUCCGUUCAAAGAAUCUGAGAAAUACAUCGGCAAAUAUCCAAAAGAAGCGCAGUUGGACCAAAGUAUUACAACGAAGCUCACAAAGAUUCGCGAACAUACACUGAGCGAUGGUUCGCAUUCCAAUUUGAAAGAAGGUAUAUCAGACUUUUCGCGGCAUCACGAGGAUAGCGGAAUUGAAAUGUCGCCGAUGAAGAAGGAUGAUAAUUUGGAAGGCGAAGACUUUCUUGAGAGAGCGAGGAAGAUCUGAAACGCUUUGAUUAUCGCACGAAAGAUAAAACUGACGACGAUGAUGGUGGACGGUCCCGACAUGAUGGAGGAAUACGCGCAUCCCGAAGAAUCCGGUGAAACGAAUUCAGGAAUGGUGAUGCAGAGAGAUGUGAAUACGCCGCAACAAAUCACUCCUCCGACUACCACUAUAAGCACCAUAGCCGUACAGAGCGGAGAGACGCGUGUAGUAAUCGCCCUACUUCAAAGUGGCGAAUGGCUAAAGCUGAAAAUACUCGAGCUGCAACCAGAACUAACAAAACUUGGUGCUUCUGUAAAAGAAGCCACGGAACUUUCGAACGCGCACGACCAAGUAUUACUUCGAUUGCAGAAUAAGCAGAGUCCGGUGGAAGAAUUAUUGCGGCAAGCUGAUCAAUUGAUUGCAACCCAAAAACCCAGAGCGGAAGUGUACACGGCCAUGGCGGAAACGUUGGGUCAAGCGUGGCGCGAUGUAAACCAGCUUCUAGAACGUCGUAAAGAGAUACUCGACCGAAACGUGUUAUUUCAAUGCCGUGCGGCCCAAUGCAGGGAAAGCAUGGAGGCACUAGAAAUGGCAUGUAAUGACACGUUACUGCCGAUCGAAAUCGAAGCAGUAAAAGAUUUUCUGUCGAAGAUUCAGGAUCUCCGCAAAGAUAUGUUGGAGGCGCUGAUGGGUGCACUGCGGGAGGGCAAGACAUUGUUGGAUGGACUUAAGGAACUGGCAAAUGAAGGGACUUUAGACUCCAGGCCGGAUAGAAUCAAAGAUGAAGCUAAUCACGCUGUAUUAAAAGUUGAAAAGUGGUUGGAAGAGCUUCAUGAUAGAAGGCGCCUCAUCGAGGCGUCUUUCCGCAGUAGAAAGACUCAAUUGGAGCAAUGUCUUGCUCUCGCGUUACUCGCAACCGAUCUUCGUGAUCUCGAGGAGAUUCUCAACGACAGGAUCUCUGCGUUAGCAGCCAGUUGUGAUCAGCUGGGAGAUUCUGCAUCGAGCGUAGAGCUGCUUCUCUUUUCAUUGAAGAACUUGCAAGCCGAAGCGAAGGAGUUUCAAGACAGAGCUAUUAAAAUAACUAAAUCGACCGAACGACUAGUGUCAUCCGGACACUUUGCUGGCGAACAAGCGAUCGAACAGGCGUACGCGAUUCUUAACGCCGCCGCCAAUUACAUCAACGACUUGGAUCAGUACAAUAUAGUGUUGAAUAGAGCAAUAUCUUUCUUCGAUUCUGCACGAUCAACUAUCACAAAACUCGAUCAGUUGGAAAUUCAGUUAAUGACGACGGAGCAUCCUCCUUAUUCUACGCGAUUGGCACGUUUCCACGCGCAAACUGUGACGACGAUAGAAGACGUGACUUCAAUGCCUUUAUCGGAAGGAUACGCGCUGCUGGAUAUCACGGGAAGAGGAGCGCCUGGUGCCGAGGGUGUAAGAAAUACUGUGGAAGAAUUGGAGAAUCGCAAGAUUCGGUUGAUCGAAAAGUGCACAGCUCACAAAGAAGAGAAUCUGGAGAUUUCAAGAAUACUUGCUGCAUUUAUAGAUAAGCACGACGCAUUACGAGCUUGGCUGACUAGCAUCGCGGAAGCUUUUCUUCAGGGCCAUCAAGAUAUGGGAAGUGAUCUAGCAAUGGCAUGCGAUUUUCGUCGAGUUCACUCUCAAUUGUUAACCGAUCUGGAGAAGAAGAAUAUUGAAGUGGAUCAUUUGGAAUUAGAAAUUCUUCCAAUCGUUGGGCGUCUAGACGAAUCACAAAGAUACGAAUUGCAAUCAAAAAUCAAAAAACUUGAGGACGAGUGGACAAAAACAAAGAUUACAGUGGCGAAAAGGAUCGAAUUGGGCACGAUUUAUAUACAGUUUCACGAGAUCGUCGAGGAAUUGAACACUGAAAUGGAUUCUAUUGAUAACGAACUGAAAAAAUGCGAGGGUGCGUUAGAUGAAGCUAAGAUUAACGAUGUGGAAAGAAGAUGGAAAUCCCUUGAACCUCUUUAUAAGAAACUCGAUAAUCGUGCAAAAGCGUUUCUCGAUGAAACAAGCAACGUUGAUGAUUCUUAUCUCAACGUAUCGCGAGCUUGCCUGUGUGUUCAGACUCUUUUAGAAAAGUUUGCCAAUCGGCAAUUGGUUGUGAUGGAAUCAUGGGAAAAAUGGCAAACUACUAUUGAAAUUACAAGACAAAGGCGAAUUGAAUGCGAGCGCAAAAUUGAAGAAAGCAGAAAAACAUUAGCAUGGACUUCACAAUUCGAUGCAACGCUAUAUCCAAUUAUAACAUCGCGAUCUUCGAGAAUAAUCGAUAUUUUAGAUAAUUUGGAAGAUGUACAAUUACGAGUCCUACCUGAAUUGAACAGAGCUAUCCAGGAAUUGGAUUCUAGACUCAAGAGUAUUCACACAUUUGUUGAAAGAGGUGAAGUUAAAGCAGCUGAACAGAUCUCCAACAGACUCGAGCAGAUGUAUGAAAAGAUGAACAGUGUCGCCAAAGAUUACAAUGCAUUGCUAGAGUCUUUGAUUUCCAUCUUUAAAAAUCUCGAAGAGAUUGAACAUAAAAUUGAUCGAGCAAAACAAGAGGCUGGACGAGUAUCGAGUUUUACAAAACUAAUCGAUGUGGAUGGCGCGUUAAAAGAGAUCGACAUAUUGAAGGCGUCUAUUAUAGGAUCCUUACAACGUGUACGUUCGAAAUCUGAUGAAAUAAUCAGUAAUAUUAGACUACAGGAGCCGCUAGAAGCAGCGGCACAAGAUGUGGAGAAACUAAAGCGCGCGAUAGAUUCUGUGAUCAUCGAGAUCGAAUUGCUUCAAACGGAAACGUAUAACUGUCUCGAGAAACAUCGACAACUUUGCAUCUUUAGAGAGGAUCUUGAAAGAAUCAAUUCAGAAUUACGAGACUUGAACGAACAGCUGAAAAACAUGGAUGGAAGAAUCGGUGAUAAUUUGUCGGCAUCGAAAGCGACAUUGGUUGCCUUCGAACAAUUCGAACAUACUAUAACGAUUUUGGAAGAGAGAAUCGAGUCUUUCAUAAGGAAAACAGAAGAGACAAUCGUUCCAUUAACGCCACAAGUGACGGACGAGAUCUCGUCCCUACGAAAUAGAUGGAGCGAUCUAAGAAAUCGCGUUAGAGACACCAAGAAAAGAAUGAAUUUGAGCAUCAAUUAUUUCAAGCUUCUGGAGGAAGCUAAGCAAUGGUAUAGGGAGGGUAGCAAACUUCUGGUGAUUAUCGCACGUAAAGCUACAACCGUGAAAGCACCUGAGGAAGCUACCGAUUUGCUCCGAGAGAUUGAUGCUUACAUAAAGCCAGGCGAGGAGCAGCAGGAAAAGAGAAUUGAGAAGCUCAAAGAACUAUCGACGAUAGUUUUCGGUACCGACAGACUUCCACAAUUCAACGAGGUGGUAGUAGAGAAUCGACAAAUGCUGGAUUCCUUCGCAGUUGUCUCUUCCGAAUUGCGUACGCUGAGCCAAAACUUGCAGAAUGCCGAGGAUCUUCGGGAGAAAUUGCGGAUCGAGAAAUUAGAAGCUGACAGGAAGCUAGAAGCUGCCAAGAUUGAGAUGGCGGCGGCAGAGGCUGCCAGGGCGGAGGCAGAGAACGCGAGAAAACUUGCGGAACGACUUGCGGCCGAAACCUUGGACAAAGCAGCGAUAGAGGCACAGAAAUUAAAAGAGAAGAAAGCGCAAGAGAUUCCUCCUCCUGUCUCUCACUCCGUGUCCGCUCAAACUGAAGAGAGAGUAGUUGAAGAAACGGUUACCUCUUCCAUGACAACAAAAGAGAUUCAUAUUCUUCAGAAGAUGGAAGUGGAGAAAAGUGUUCCAAUCGUUGAAAAGGAAGCCAGUCCACCAAGAAAACUUAUGUCCGAAGAGACACGUGAAAUAUUGCACGAUAAGGAGUACAUUAAAGAUGCACAAGAAGAUAAACUCCUUUUAUUGGCUCCGGAAUUCACAGUUCCUUUAAGCGAUGUGACAAUCCAAGAAGGCAAAGAAUUCAAUUUCGAAUGCCAUUUGGUUGGUCAGCCGACGCCGGAAAUAGUAUGGUACAAAGACGGGAUAUCGAUUUUAAACAAUCCAGACUAUCUAACAACUUACGCGAACGGCGUAUGUACUUUGAAGAUAGAAGAGACAUUUGCUGAGGAUUCUGCCAAGUAUACUUGUCGCGCAUUUAACAUUGUUGGCUCUGCCGGGACUUCAGCUACUCUUUCCGUCAAAGAAACUGUCACGGAGGAACAGCCGAGCGCCCCAGUUUUCGUGAAGGAAUUACAACCCUCGUCCAUAAGGGAAGGGUCUUCACAUAGAUUAGAGUGCACAGUCGAGGGAAACCCUCUUCCAACGGUGCAGUGGUACAAAAAUGACACCAAUAUUGACAAUUCGCCAGAUUACGUUAUUACUUUUAACAAUGGAGAAGCCGUUCUCAAGUUCGACGAAGUCUUUCUAGAGGAUAAAGCCGUAUACACUUGCAAAGCGACAAAUCAAUGGGGACAAUCAUCUACAUCCGCUUCUCUUGAUGUGAAACCCGCACAAAUCACCUCAAAGAAACCAUAUUUCGUGGCACCAUUGUCAAAUGCAAUGGCCAGAGCAGGGCAAAAAGUGAAAUUAGAAUGCGAAGCUGGCGGAAAUCCUAUUCCCAAAUUAAUUUGGACUCACGACGGAAAGCCGAUAGAGGAAACCAAAUAUCAUCAAAUUCAAACGGACGGCGCUCGAACGUGCUUGACCAUUAUGGAAGCUUUUCCGAAAGAUGCCGGCUGUUACACGGUGAUCGCCAAGAACGAAGUUGGCGAAGCCACUACAUCCUGCACCGUUUCCGUAAAAGGACGCUUGCUUCAUGAGACAAGUGAAUCCGAUUUUGUCUGCAGUGAUGGAGAACCGGCAGUACCGAAGUUUCAGUUACCCUUGCGGGAUCUUAAGAUCCAAGAGGGACGAUCAGCUAGGCUGGAUUGCGUGAUCGUGGGUCAGCCUGAACCAGAAGUAAUUUGGUAUCAUGAUGAACAGCCUGUGAAAGAAUCGUCGGAUUUCCAGCUACUUUUCCAAGGUGACAGAUGCUCGCUGGUAAUUCAUGAAGCUUUCUUGGAUGAUGCCGGUACAUAUAAAGUAGUCGCCAUUAAUUCCGGCGGUGAAGCUUCUAGUCAGUGCACAUUAACAGUUACACCGGCGUCUCAUGUCUCAGAUGUAAUCGGCCGAAAACAUGAACGAAGAGAAAUAACCGUCAGCGGUUCGGCGCCGAAGUUCGUCAGACUUCCGACGGAUUUACUCGUGGCUGAAGGCGAAGAUGCCGUUUUCGAAUGUGCCGUAACUGGAGAACCCAAACCCGACUUGAAAUGGUUCUCGGAUGAAGGAGAAGUCAUUCAGAACGACAGAAUACUAAUCAAGGAAAAAGAAGAUGGAACAAGAAUCCUGAAGAUUUCGUCGGCUAUACCGGAAGAUAAAGGCAAUUACGUAGCAAAAGCUGUAAAUGUGCAUGGCGAGGCAAAAGCUUUCGCUAGAUUAGUCGUGCGAUCACUUGGCGAUUUUAAGAGGAAUGAGGAGUUUGUACAGAUGGAAGAAAAGUUGAUUCGGCCAACGUUCAAAGAAACAUUUGAGAACAGAAAAGUACGCGAAGGAAUUUCAACAAAAUUCGAAUGCAUCGUUACUGGCAAACCUUCUCCUAAGAUUCAGUGGUUGUUUAAUGAUCGGCCGGUACAUGGAAAGGAUUUCCUAGUUUCCGUCAGCGGAGAUCGACAGGUUCUCACGAUUCCUGAGGUGGGAGAUGCACAUAUCGGUACCGUUUCUUGUGUAGCGGAGAACGCGGCUGGUAAAGCGAUCUGUAGUGCUAAAGUGGAAAUUGAUAGCGAAUCGGCUAAACAGGCUACAGGUGAAGUCGAAAAGGUGCUCGAAUUAGUUCCACAGUUUGCAGAUAUCAUGCAUCCUGCAAGCACUAGCGAUAAACACUUCUCCAGCGAAAAGACGUAUCAUGAGGGUGGUAGUGAAAGUCAAGUACUAACCAAGAUGUCAUCUACCGUCACGCAUUCUUCAACAACGUCUACGAAAAAGGAGUUUGUAUCAUCUACCAUGAGUUCCACUUUAUCGCAAUCCGGGCACGAACCUACUAGCGUUUGCACGAAAACAACUGUGCAAAGCUCGGAACAGUCCACCUCGGAAAACGGAGCACCACCUGUCGUACAAUCUCAUAAAAUCGAAGAGUACGAAAAGAUCGUGCAAGAACGACCUGGCGAAUUGCAACAGGAGAAGACCGUCGUCGUGUCCGAGGAAACGGAAGGCAUGAAACGCGAUGUCAAGGCGAGUCAAAUUCAAAAGCCAUCUAGGAAACCAAUAGCACCUAGGUUUGUUUCGCCAAUUACGGGGAUGAUCGUGGAUCAAGGCGAAGAUGUAAUCUUCGAAGGUAUCAUCGAUGGUUUUCCACAACCGACGAUUCUGUGGUCAAAGAACGGUCAAGAAUUGACAUCGAAGGAUAAUGUAAAAGUUACUUUCGCUCAUAAUCACGUGAAACUGGAGCUGAAGAAUGUCAACGUGAAAGACGCUGGACGUUAUACUUGCACGAUCAGUAAUGAUGUUGGAAGUGCCAGCAGCACGGCUGAUCUCGUUGUUAAGAAGACGAUAUUCCCCCCGGUUUUCGGCAAACGCCUCAAAGCUCAAGUAGUGAAAAAGGGAGAUCGCGUUAUCAUGGAAGUAGAAAUCACCGGCAUACCCGAACCCACGGUCACGUGGUAUAAAAAUGAUGUGCCGAUCAAUGAACGACCACCUGAAUUGAGAAUUAUUCAACAGGGAAAUUGUUACACGUUAGUUAUAGACAAAGCCAAGGAAGAAGAUGCCGGAAAAUACAUGGUGCGAGCGACGAACGCUGGUGGCGAGGCACAGAGCAUUGCUGAUAUUGCGGUUUUCGAGCCGAAACCCGAAACUAUGGUAGAGGUGCAUAAAACUGUUGUAUACGAAGGCAUCCAGGGUAAAAGUGUCGUCCAGUCCGAAGGAAAAAAAGAAGAGAUAUCAUCAGGUACCUUUAUGGGCGAGCCAACAACGACAGUCCAGCCAAGUACAUUGCUUAAGCCAAUUACGACGCUGGCUAAGACUACGAUCGACACCGUGCGAAAGAUCGACGAGCCAGAAAUAAAGGCUAGCAAAUCGGAAACGAUUUCGUCUAUAAUCGAAUCCCACGAAACCGAAACGAAAUCAGAACAGAAGUUUCAUAUGAAACUGGAGCAUAAGACUCCAUCCCUCAUGGAGUCUAAACUUCGAACCGAACAAACAGUCACAAAGAAGGAGGUUGAAAGAGAUAUCGUGGAGCCCCUGAUAACGACAGAACAAAAAUCGUUGAUUGAGAAUGAAAACGUGGAAACCUCCACAAUUGCAAAGAAAGAUGCAUUGAGCUUCUUUGAGUCCAUUACGAAGGAAAGUGACAAAAAGGAGACAGUGCCGAAAGGGCCAAAGGAAAUGAUCAAACUGACAGAGGACGGACAAGUUCAAGAAGCGACAGUCGGAAAACUAAUGAAAAGUUACGAGCAAGCGACAACUAUUCAAGAAAUAAAAAAACCGGAACCAAAACCAUCCGAAUUUCAAACAACGAAAAAGAGUGUUCAGGAUAUUUUCACCAAGCUGGAGCAAGGAUCAUCGCUUUGCGGCGUGGAGAAUAAGUUAUUCGAGUUCCCAUAUGAAAGUCCUAAGUUGCCGCUGACGGAAAUCAAAAGAACGGAAGAAAAGGUAAUUUCCGAGACACCUAUGUCACAGUUACGAAUUCAAACGGAAAGCUCCGAAACAAUGAUGAGUAGCUUCAACUUGGUACCGGAACCACCUCCUGAAAUAUGUUACAUGCCGAAACCAGAGGAGGCGAAAAAAAAACAACCCGAUGUGUUCGUCAAGGCGAAGCAGCUGCAAGAAUCCUUCGACAAGACGCUAUCCCCUAUAGAUGCCCCGAUUGGCGGUGUGAAGAUCUUCCCCACACCUGUUCUGAAAACAUCGGAACCACCAAUAAAGCCAGCGGAACCUGUUUCCGCAUUUAAAAUACUACCACCCUUUGAACUGGAGAAGAAAGAAGCAUUUGAGGAGACAUGCAUGAAGAAGGAUGCAUACGAGAAGAAAGAAAGUAAAUACUUCAAAGAAGAGAAGAUGGAGCCGCAGAAAUACAUGUCAACGUCAACGUCUAUCUUGCGAAGUACAUCUCCUAUCAGACCGUGGUCAUCAUCAUCAGAUGUGGAAACCAAGUCACACGUGUCCACCGAUUUAUCGGAGUAUAGAUAUCACUCGGCUGCCUCUAGCCAGGAAAUUUUGAGAGCAACAUCACCCAAACCAUCCGCAGACGCACUAGCGAUGGAAAAAUCCUGGGCAAAGAAAUGCGCGGAAUCAAAUAGGAAGUCCUGGCCACCUCAAGCUGAAUCUACCCAGAAAUCUACCCUGCGCGAGUGGAAUGUUCCUGCCGAUGAAUACAAGAGCUCUUCGCGUGAAUUUAGUCAAAAAAUUGAGGAAACGCCGCAAGGUGCACUAAAGAAAACUACCACGGAAUCAUCUGCUAAUGUAGAAAAGCGCUCGUGGUCCAGUAAGGAAGAAUUUAUGGAAAAGGUAGUGCAAGAGUCACCGCCAGCGCCAAAACUUGGUCCAAUAAUCUAUAAUGCUGAGACCAUUAAAGUUGAUCAUACUGUAAACACCAUUCAAGAGAAAGCUUUAUUUGAAAAAUACAUCAGCGAGUGCAACGUGGAGAAGGAAGAAACCAUGCAAAAAUUCGAAGAUUUUAGCUCGAAACGCUGGACGAAAGAUGAAGAACUAAAAGCACCCGGUUUGGUAAAGAAGAUUGAGCCAGCUGUGAAACCGCUCGUAGCAUCGCGUCAACUAACAGAGCAGGAAGUGGACUCGAUCAUUCUGAAACCAGCUUCACCUCCGGAAAUUGGAUAUAUUCCACCACCCAUCAUAAAAGAGAAAACAGUGUCGGAGCAUAUCACAAAAGUGGAAAAGAGAGAAGAACCACCGGUACUUCCACCGAAAGACGUACGCAUUACGCCCCCGCCUAUCCCGUCCAAACAACCUGUGCAAGCGGCACCAGUUCCAACUAAGUUUACUAAAGCUUCAUUUAGUCACGAGAGUGACUACGAGUCCGACUUCGACAGUCGUUUGAAAGCAAAAUGGAGACCCUAUGAAAGCGAUAGCGAAGAACCGCGUUAUCGAAGAGUUAAAGCACCUGCUCUAAAACAACCGACGAGACCAAGGUCCACUGAACCCGAACCACUUCCGCCCUCUAAGUUUGAAACUCCUGCACAAUUCACGGGCCCGUCUCCAUCGUUCAUUACCACGGAAUCCUCUGAGAAAAUGAGAAAGAUAACGUUUAAGCGCCAUGAAAAAGAAUCUAAGCAAGUGCAGCAGCAACAAAGCCCGAUUCCUCUGAAACCUGGCUCUCCGCCGAUUUACGUGCAACCGAGCACGAAGAGCUCCGCGCCGAAAUCUCCCUCUACCAAAAAACCGGAAUCGCCAAAGUUCAAAGUGAAGGUUUUCCAGCAAGAAAGCGGUUACAUGGCUGAUACCGACGAGCCAUUCCAGCAGAAGGCUUCCUUCACGACGACACAGAAAUCUUUUGGGAAACGUGACGGUUCCUCAACGAUGAUGCACUCGGAGAGCCGUACCACAUGCAUGGAAAGCAGAACGAAAUCCUUCGAAAGCCGCACUUACGAAAGCGAUCAUGUGCGAAAAGAAGAAACCUCUUUCGUCUCGCCAUCUAUCUGUCCGCAGACGCCUAAAAGCAUUCAGCAACAACGCAGCAAAUUUGAGUCCGCGAAGAAAACGGAGCAUUCCAUGGACCAGUUGCACAGAAAAUUGGGACCAGCGGAAAAAAUCCUAUCAGUCUCUCCGAGUCCUUCGAAAUUUGUGAAGGCUGACUUCCGCGAGAGUGACUAUGAGAGCGAUUAUGAUGGCAGAACACCGCCCUGUCCUACAAUUAGUUCCACGAAGUUUAGUGUUACUGAUUCAGGGAAACAUCGCGAGCAACAAGCAAUGGUCGCACCAGCUAAGCCGAAAACGGUUCUCCUACCCGGUUCACCACCGGAAAUCGCGUACGCGCCGCCUCAACCGCAGCAAUUUUACGAGGCGCGCACAAGUAUGCCGUUCACCAACGCGGUGGGUACAGAGACGAAGAAAACUGUGAGGAUGGACGAAUCGACGGAGAACGCUAGGAGGAUCGUUACUGUCGAGCAGACGAGCCGGGUCAUCAAGUUCGGCGACACCAAUGCUGCGCCCGUUCAGAAACAGCAAUCGCACUAUCGCGUGCCAAUGCCGAAGAAAUUUUUACAAGGACAAUUUCGGGAAUCCGACUAUGAGAGCGACGUUGAUUCCAGCAGAAUUCGGCCAAAAUGGGCCCCAGCGGAUAGUGACACGGAAGAGCCGCAUUAUCGAAAAGUUCAAGCACCCUCUUCGAGGAGAUCGUUGAGUGCACCAGUCAGACAGCAUGUCGCAUCGCCAAUGGAAUUCGAUACCGGUCCUCCAAAGACGUCGCUCACGCAAAUCCGUCGUGAAGAUACGGACAAAAAAAUCGAUAUCCAGAGAUACCAACAGCAAACGGCUAUCGGAAAAGUCGACGGCGUUCUACAGCCCGGUUCACCACCCGAGUACGGGUACAUUUCGGGGAGCGACGUGAAAAAAGCAACAGAUCAAAUCGCGACGCGUCACAUAAGUGAUAUGACAAGCAGCUUCAAGUCGAGAACCGAGAAAUUCGCGAGUGAUAUCCAGUCGGACUUGAGGCAGAGUAAACCAAUACUGAAGCAGCCCGUCGACUUAAGGACCACCGAAAGUGACGAGCCAAGAACUUAUAGAGAAGAAUCGCGAGUCUCCGAACACGGAACGAAACAAAUCGAUCCGGAUACUGGACUCAUAUACUUCAAAUACGAUUUUGGCUACGAAUUCGGUAUCGUUUUACCCGGUGAGGGUAAGAAAACCGUUGAAAGCAGUAAGAAAACCAUCAAAGGGCAGAGACGUGCCAGCGAUAUAGAGGUACCUAUAGUUCAUGAGUUCACUGAGAAAAAAGCGAACGGUUUCACGAAGAAAGGCACGUCCUUGAGCCGCCAGAGCAAGCCGGCAAGCAAGUUCGGUAGCUCGAAGACAGUAAAGUGGGAUCCAACGUCAGAGAGUGAAUUCUCCGAAGUCGAAGACACAAGAAAUCUCGGUAAGAAGCAAUUGGGAAUGGAGAGCUCAAUGACGCCUCCAAGCCUUGUCAUACCCAGCUCAGUAUCACCGUCUAAGUGGGAUCGCAUAACGCCCAGCCCGCUGUCUCUAAGUCCAAGCCUGCCGAGCCUAUCUCCCAGGCAUAGUAGCGCCACUGGACCACCCAGCAAUGUGGAUUCAGCAGGUUCUCCGUGGCCGACCAGCAACGGUGUAUCAUCAAGCAAAGAAGUGAUUCAGCCUUACCUCGACAUAUUACCGAAGAAGGCUCCUACAUUCAUCACGCCACUGAAAGAUAUCGCGGUAGUGAGUGGACUACCGGCUAGAUUUGAAUGCAUCGUCCAAGCUGAACCGCAACCCAAUAUCCUUUGGUCCAAGAAUCAUAGAAUCGUCGAGAAUUCCGCGAACCACGAAAUCCAAUACAGAAAUGGCGUUUGCCGCCUCACCAUAAUGAGAGCUUUUCCUGACGAUGCUGGGACUUAUGCAUGCACGGCAACGAAUAGCCUAGGUUCCACCGUAACUUCUGCGCAUUUGGAGGUGCCAGGCGCAUCGUCAUCGAUACAUGGCGUUUACCGUGAUCAAAAGGAACGCAUAAUUGAACGCUUUCCUGAAGAUGCACCAAAAUAUGUAGCUUUAAAGGAUCUGUUUCUGUCGCGAGAUAAGGAAGUCAAACCCAUUUCGGCAAGUCAUGAACAGCCAUACGAGUCCUUUUAUGAUUUGGGUCUAACCGCAGAUUACAGCUUCAUAGAGGGAAAUAAUCGUAGAAACGCAAGGACAGAGCUCGAUACGGUAAAGGAUGCAAUCAGGCGUGAAUCAGGUGCUGUCUGCACGAGGAACGGAAGUGACAUCAUUGAUCAUUAUUCCAAUAUUAAACUUCCAAUAUCGCACAUGUAUGAUGGAGUGUUUAAUGAGGAAAAUGUUCAAGGGGAGAUCGUGAUGCAAUCGACGCCAACGGUACCAGUAUUUACCGGCAAACCCGGUGAUCCAUCACCGCCGAUUUUCGAGCGGAUUUUCAAAAAUGCGAGAUUUGCGCAAGGCGGCAAUGCCAUUUUCGAAGGCUGCGUUCGUGGUAAUCCAAAGCCAACAGUUUCAUGGACGCACAAAGGAACGCUGCUGUUAGAAUCACGAAAGAUUCGAAUGUCCUAUAACGACAAUACUGGAGUUGUCACACUCCAAAUUAAUCAGAUCGGUCCAGGGGACGAGGGCGAGUACACAUGUAGUGCAAAAAAUCAGUAUGGUGAAGCAAUUUGCUCGGUUUACAUACAGCCGGAGGGAUUCGGGCCUCCCGCACAGCUGACAGAUAGCUAUAAAAAGGAAUUUACGCAAAGCUUUCAGACAAGUGAACAGAAAAUGCAAACUGGAAGUCAGGUCGUUCAACAACGCAGUUACCAACAAUCAAUAGAUAAACGAAGCUAUGUCAAUGGCACGUCCAUGAGCAUCGAAGAUUUCAAGGUUGAUACUUUCGAGUAUAGAUUGUUGCGCGAAUCGGAGUUCCGUGAAUCCAUCACUCGUCGUUUCAUCGGUGAAUCCGACUCGCAAAUUUCCACAACAAUUGAACGUACCCUGGGACCGGUUGCACCUCCGCAAAUUACUCAAAAACCAAGAAACUCAAAACUUAUCGAAGGAUCGGACGCCGUUUUCACCGCGAAGAUAACUGGCAAUCCCAAACCAAGAUUAACAUGGUUCAAGAACGGUCAGAGGAUCCGAGAUUCUCAACGCGUAGAGACGAGCUAUUCGAAUCAACAAGCUGCUUUACGAAUUCGAGGUGCCCUAUCAGAAGACAGUGGCCAUUACACAUUGCUGUCUGAGAAUCCUCAAGGUUGUACUGUCAGCUCCGCUUAUCUGGCUAUCGAACCCAGUGAUCAAGUAGAUCAAGUUCCAUAUCAAGCGCAACAAAGAGAAUUUAUUAAGACUCAACAAAUGGAAUCGACUGCCGAGUCCACUGACUCUGGCAAAGUUUUGCCACCAAAUUUCGUUCGCACUAUCACGGACAAAGAAGCCACCGAGGGCAAGAUGACGCGAUUUGAUUGUCGCGUAACUGGCCGUCCGUACCCCGAAGUCACUUGGUACAUAAACGGCCAGCAAGUUGCCAACGACAUGACUCACAAAAUUCUCGUAAACGAAUCUGGUAACAAUUCAUUGAUGAUCACGAAUGUGAGUCGCACCGAUGCUGGUGUGGUAACAUGCGUCGCUCGAAACAAGGCAGGCGAAACCUCAUGUCAGUGCAACUUGAAUGUCAUCGAAAAAGAGCAAGUAGUUGCGCCGAAAUUUGUCGAACGUUUCGUAACAACAAGCGUAAAAGAAGGAGAACCCGUACUUUUUAUGGCGCGCGCAGUCGGCACUCCAAUCCCACGCAUUACAUGGCAAAAGGACGGUGUACCAAUAACACCCGGUCCUGAAAUACGUAUAUCAAGCGACGGUAGCGGAGCUUCGACUUUGGAUAUUCCAUGCGCUAGAUUCUCAGAUGCAGCUUGGUACCAGUGCACUGCUCAAAAUGUAGCCGGCUCCACCGCGACCCGAGCGCGGCUUUUCAUCGAGACGCCAAAAGGAACGGCCCCGGAACCAAGACGCCUGAAUUUACCCCGACCGACGAAAGUCAUCGAACCAGAACCAGCGCCUGGCCCCGAAGUGAUUUACUUAAGACACGUGGAACGCGCCAAGCCUUACUUGCCGCCCGCUGAGGAAGAUAAAAUUUAUCCGCCGCCACAUUUCAUUAUACCAUUAAAGGACGUUCAUCAGAUCGAAGGUGGACGAAUUCACUUCGAGGCCAGAAUCGAACCGGUGGGCGACCCCACUAUGAGGGUGGAGUGGUAUGUCAAUGGCAGAGCACUCGACGCAAGUUCCCGAGCGACCUCUAUCUUCCGCUUCGGUUUUAUAUCACUCGAUCUCAUUAGCAUCGUUCUUCACGAUAGCGGCGAGUACUUGUGCCGUGUCAUAAGCUCGACCGGGGUUGCCGAAUCUCGUGCCACCCUCAGCGUAACCCCACGCGCCACGAUUGAACAAGCAAGCCAACACCCCGACAGCCUCCAGUACAUCCAACAGCUCGAGGAUUACAGCAAGUACCAAAGGCAGGAGAGCGUGGAGGAAACCUCUUCACAGCGGCCGGUUUUCAUCCGCCCGCUCCAGGAUCUUGGUGAGCUACAGGAAGGUCGUAACGCCCAUUUCGAGGCGCAAUUGACACCUGUUAGCGACCCCACCAUGAAAGUGGAGUGGUACAAGGAUGGAAAACCAAUCACAGCCAGCUCAAGAAUUACUAGCAUCUUCAACUUCGGAUACGUCUCGCUCAAUAUAAUGCACCUACGGACUGAAGAUGCAGGUUCUUAUACUGUCAGAGCUGUGAACCGCUUGGGAGAGGCCAUCAGCUCCGCGACUCUCCGUGUCUUUGCGCGAACAAGCGUAACGUCUGACUUGGGUAUCCCCGAGCAAUCGAGGUACAUCGAGGCAGCCGAGGAGUUGGAAGCGUAUCAGCAAGCAAUGCACCAGAAAUAUGUACAAGAGCAACCAGAACUGAGCAGCCCACCGGAAUUUAAAUCACCUAUUAAGGAUCAAAGUGGCAUACGAGAGGGCGGAUUUGCCCAUUUCGAGGCGCGCCUCGAGCCAAUCGGUGACGCCAAUCUCCGUGUCGAGUGGCUGAAAGACGGACGGCCUGUAGAAGCCAGUUCCCGGAUUACAACCUUCUUCAACUUUGGUUACGUGGCACUGACCAUCAAAUAUGUAACGAUACAUGACGUCGGAGUGUAUACUUGCCGGGCCUACAACAGAGCCGGCGAGGCUCAAACUACCGCUCAACUGAGUGUGAUCAGCAAGAACGAUGUCAUUUACGAUAGUCAGCAUCCUACUGGUCUCCAGAAGAUUCAGUCUCUAGAAGACUCGAGCAGGUACUCGCGGCAAGUUCAGGAGGAAACGCAGAUUACGCAGGCACCGCGAUUCCUGGGCAAUCUUAAGGGCACCAACAAAAUUGUGGAGGGUCAACGAGCACACUUCGAAGCGCGUGUUGAGCCUCAAAGCGAUUUGAGCAUGAAGAUCGAGUGGUACCACAACGGCAAACCCAUUACCGCUGCUAAUAGAAUCCAGACAUAUCACGAUUUUGGAUACGUUGCCAUCGACAUUCUUCAGGUCCGUCCCGAAGACGCCGGCACAUACACCGUCGUAGCUAGAAACGCCCGCGGGGAAGCUCGUUUAUCCGCCACCAUGAUUGUAGAGACACGUUCCAGCAUAGAUACCAGCAGUAUGCAUCGCGGUACCUAUGAAAAGACUCAACGCUUAGAGGAGUCCAAAUUCGUCGAACCACAUUAUCACAUUGAGGAAAUCUCCAAAUCAAAGCCGAUUUUCAUUCAGCCGUUAAGUGACCCAAAACCAGUUAGCGAAGGCAAGAACAUUCACUUGGAAUGUCGCUUGGAACCGAUGGGCGAUCCAACGAUGAGGGUCGAAUGGUUCCAAAACGGACGUCCGGUCACAGUUGGUUCCAGAUUCAGGACCUACUAUGAUUUCGGAUUUGUCGCACUCGACAUAGUACAUACAACCGUUUAUGAUUCUGGUGAAUAUACAGUCAGAGCCACCAAUCAUCUCGGUACCGCGCACACUUCGGCUUGCGUCAGAGUCAUCGGCCGAUCUGACAUCGUCACCGAAACGCAGAACGAGCAAUCACUCGAGCAGAUACAGAUGUUGGAAGAUAUGUCGAGGUACCGCAAAACUCAACAGGAGGAAGUCACCGUGAUGCAAGCACCUCAAUUCACUCGACCCCUACACAAUAUCGAGACGGUAGAGUUGACCAAUGUCCAUCUUGAGUGUCGUCUUCAGCCAGUGGGCGAUGCGACCAUGAAGGUUGACUGGUUCGUCAACGGUCGACCAGUAAAGACUGGUCACCGUUUCAGGCCGUCUUACGAAUUCGAUUACGUGGCUCUAGACAUUCUUGGUGUUUAUCCUGAGGAUUCUGGCGUAUACACUUGCCAGGCCAGGAAUCAACUCGGCGAAGCCGUUACUUCAUGCUCCGUAAGAGUACACGCGAAAAAAGAUCUGCUUCUGGAGUCUCAACACCCCGAAGGAUUGGAGAGAAUACAAUACUUGGAGGAUGCCUCGCGAUACAAAAGGCAUGAGCUCGUCGAUGAAGUCGUUACUGUAAAACCGAAAUUUAUUACAAAUCCGAAGAACCAAGAAAAUCUACGAGAAGGACAACACGCCCAUUUCGAGUGCAAGUUGGAGCCGGUAACAGAUUCAAAUUUGAAAGUCGAGUGGUUCAAGAAUGGUCGUCCAGUAACGAUAGGACACCGAUUCCGUCCAAUUCACGAUUUCGGUUACGUUGCAUUGGACGUAAUCGAUCUAAUCGCUGAGGAUUCCGGAACUUACACCUGCCGCGCCGUUAAUUUGGUAGGCAGCGACGAAGUAUGCUGCACCUUAUCAUGUCGCUCAGGCGCGCAGAUCUUAACAGAUACGCAAAACGAGCUUGGACUCGAGCAGAUUCACUAUCUCGAAGAUAGAUCCAAGUAUCAAAGGCAAGAGGUUGUUGAAGAAACUACCACUCAGGCACCCAUUUUCACGACUUCGUUGAAUAAUGUUGAAAUAAAAGAGGGCCAGCGAGCACACUUCGAAUGUCGGCUGAUUCCGGUGUCCGAUGCAACGAUGAAAAUUGAAUGGUUCCACAAUAAUAAGCCAGUGAAGGCAGGCUCAAGAUUCGUCGAAACAAAUAGUUUUGGUUUCGUCGCUCUUGAUAUCAUGUACGCAUACCCUGAAGAUUCUGGAACGUAUACUUGCAGAGCCAGAAAUAUCAUUGGCGAAGCUAUCACUUCUGCAACUGCUGUUGUUCAUUCUAAAAAAGCAAUCUACACAGAAACUCAAAGCGAAGAAACUCUUCAACGUCUUCGUUCUUUGGAGGAUACAUCUCGUUAUCAACGUAAGGCCACAACUGAGGAAAUUAUCACGCAGGCUCCUGUUUUCACGAUGCCGAUAAAAGAUCUUCGCGUUGCUGAAAAUCAAGCAGCGCAUUUCGAGGCACGUGUCAUUCCAGUUGGAGACUCCAAACUUAAAGUGGAAUGGUUGCGUAAUGGAGUUCCUAUUUCAGCCUCAAAUCGCGUAACAACCAUGCAUGAUUUUGGCUACGUCGCUCUAAAUAUGAAGUACGUCAAUCCCGAAGAUUCAGGGACUUACACGUGUCGUGCAACAAACGAACUUGGGGAAGCAGUUACUUCAGCAACAUUGUUCGUCCAAUCCAAAGCAGCCUUGCAGUUCGAAUCGCAACACGAGAGCGCUUUGUCGAAAAUCCAAGCUCUGGAAGACACCUCGAAGUAUCAGCGUCGCGAGGAGGAAGAAAUUGUGGUAAAGGAAAAACCAUCCUUCACGGUCCAACUAAACGGACCUACCAGUCUGGUCGAAGGUCAAAGCGCACAUUAUGAGUGUCGCAUAGAACCCUAUCCUGAUCCUAACAUGAAGGUGGAGUGGUUCCAUAAUGGCAAACCAUUGUCCACUGGUCAUCGGUACAGAACUACUUGUGAUUUCGGAUUCGCGUCACUGGACGUGUUGACUGUAUAUGCCGAGGAUUCGGGCACAUACACUUGCCAAGCCACCAAUAAAUUGGGAUCGGCAAAGAGUUCGAUUAAUCUGGACGUGAAAUCUCGAGCAUCAAUUAUCCGUGACACGCAACACGAAAGCGCAUUGAAGAAGAUACAGUACCUGGAGGACGACUCACGAUAUAAACGCGUGAUUGAAGAUGAUACAAUUAUUGCCGAGAAACCCGCUUUCGGACGUCCGCUGAAGAACAUUGAACAUCUUCCAGAAGGCAAAAGCGCCCAUCUCGAAGCGACGUUGACUCCCGUGAAUGAUCCGACAAUGAUCGUCGAAUGGUUCAGAGACGGACGUCCCAUUCCUCAAGGACACAAGUUCAAGACUACCUACGAUUUCGGAUAUGUCGCCCUCGAUAUUCUAUACGCUUAUCCCGAAGAUUCCGGUACUUAUAUGUGCAAAGCAAGAAAUGCUGCUGGCGAAGCAGUUACUACUUGCGUGAUCGGCGUAGACUCGAAACAAGGCUUGUAUCUCGAUACACUGGAUGCCCAACGUCUACAAAAGAUUCGGGAGUUGGAAACUGUUGAAGUUAAACAAGAGGUUGAAAAAGAGGUUAUUCAUCAGAAACCUGUCUUCUUGACACCACUGAACAACCUGGAUCACCUCAAAGAAGGCGAACAUGCUCAUCUGGAAUGUCGCGUGGAACCAAUUAAUGAUCCGAACUUGAAAAUUGAAUGGUUCGUUAACGGAGUUGCAAUCAAAACUGGUCAUCGCUUCCGUACUACGCACGAUUUCGGCUAUGUAGCUCUUGAUAUUCUUUACACCUAUCCUGAAGAUUCCGGCACUUAUAUGUGCAAAGCUACAAACUUGGCCGGUGAAGCCGUCAACACCUGCACUAUCAAAGUUGGCUCACGUCGAAGUAUUCUUCUGGAUACCCAGCAUCCAGACGGUCUAGAAAAGAUUCGAGAAUUAGAGGCCCAGGGUCAUCCUGCACGAUUGGAAAUUGAAGAACCGCCAGUGACGCCGCCAAGAUUUGUUACCGAACUCAGGGGCACAACUGAGAUAUACGAAGGGCAGACCGCUCAUUUCGAGUGUCAGGUGGAACCUCUGCACGAUGCUAAUUUGAGAAUCGAAUUCUUCCACAAUGGCAAACCGUUACCAUCGGCAGCACGCUUCCACGUAACUUUCGACUUCGGAUAUGUAGCUCUCGAUAUUGGUCACGCCGUACCAGAAGAUGCUGGACAAUAUUCCGUACGUGCAAUCAACGCACUAGGACAAUGCGUGUCAUCCAUCGAGCUCAAAGUAAUUCCACGAGACAAUAUCAUCCUGGAUUCUCAACGACCUGAAGGAAUGGACAAAAUCCGGGAACUCGAGGCUCAGCAACCAUGGAAGAGACCGGAUGUGCCUGAACCUCAGACUCGGCAGCGGCCCGUCUUUACUCAACCUUUGCAAAAUAUUGACAGCAUUGCCGAAGGCCACACCGCACAUUUCGAAUGCAGACUCAUACCCGUGGGUGAUCCUAUGCUCAAAGUGGAGUGGUUCAGAAACGAAGUGCCUCUCGAAACAAGUUCGCGAAUUACGAAAGUGCACGAUUUUGGAUACGUAUCUUUGGACAUCGCUCACGUGCGUGACGAAGACGAAGGUGUUUAUAUGUGCCGCGCUUCGAAUCCAUUGGGUGAAGCGGUAACCACGGCUUCAAUGAAGAUUAAGACCAAAGCGAGUAUACAACUUGAUACUCAGCAUCCGGAGGCGCAACGUAGAAUUGCUCAAUUGGAGGCGAAAGAAGUUGACCGACCUGAGGAACCAGAGAAGGUCUUCGAUAAACCUAUCUUCACACAAUUAUUGACCGGGCCAACCGAACUUUGGGAGGGACAAAUGGCUAGAUAUGAAUGUAGAGUCGUUCCUGUCGGCGACGCGAGCUUAAGAUUUGAAUGGUACAUGAAUGGAGUCGAAUUAAAAUUGGGUUCACGCUUUCGUGUAAACCAUGACUUCGGAUACGUGACGUUAGAUAUUCUGAAAGUCAUCCCCGAAGAUUCUGGCGUUUACACUUGUAAAGCGAUCAAUAAAGCUGGAGAAGCGGUCUCGUCAAUUUCGCUGAAAGUGAAAGCACGUUCAGCCAUCGAUUCCGAAAGCAUACAAGCUGAUGCAUGGCAGAAGAUCCAAUUGAAAGAAGCUGAGAUGAAUAAAGUGCCAGAAAUGUUCGUCGAUACGACACCGCAGCAGGCGCCCGUUUUCACUAAGCACCUCGAGAGCUUCGAUAAACUGACAGAGGGUCAACGUGUUUACUUGGAAGCUCAAGUAGAGCCGCGAGCAGACCCCAACUUGAGAGUAGAAUGGUUUAAAAAUGGUAUGCCACUCCAGACCGGAACUAGACUUCGCAGUACGUUUGACUUUGGUCUAGUAACACUGUCGAUUAACGGUCUAAGACCCGAUGAUUCUGCAAUUUACACUUGUAAAGCGACUAAUCUUCUGGGAGAAGCUGUAUCGACCUGCAGUUUGAAAAUCGUCGAUCGUCAUUGGCUAUUGGGAGACACUCUGCAUCCUGACGCUCUCCCGAAACUCGAUGCUCUAGAACAGCCUCAAGUAUUUUCCACCGAACAGCCAGAGCCUACUUAUGAAGAACCGGUGUUUAUCACUCAUCUAAAUAAUGUGGAAUGCCUUGAAGGCGAUAAUGCUCACUUCGAAUGUAACGUGGAGCCAUCAAAAGAUCCAACCAUGAAAAUUGAGUGGUUCCUCAACAAUAAACCUUUGCCGACUGGCGCAAGAUUUAAGAGUACAUACGACUUUGGCUACGUAGCAUUAGACAUGACUCACGUUUAUGAGGAAGAUUCCGGUAUAGUUACCGUUAAAGCUACUAAUUCGAAGGGAAGUGCGCAAACGUCGGGUACUUUGAAAUGUACCAGCAAACAGAACAUUUAUUUACAAACGCAACAUCCGCAAGGAGAGGCCGGACUCGAGAGAGUGAAGGAAGCCGAAGACGCUUAUCUGUCAAAAUACAAAAGACCGGAAGAUAUGCCCGAACACGAAUAUCCUAAACCAAUCUGGACAGUACCUCUUCAGCCUGAGUUUAAGCUAGGAGAAUCCGAGCCAUUGCAUUUAGAGGGACAAGUUGAACCGAAAGAUGAUCCUAAUUUGAAGAUUGAUUGGUACUUCAAUGGAAAACCUUUGGAACACGGUUCACGCUUUAAAAUGACCAGCGAUUUUGGAUUCGUUACUUUAGAUCUAACGGACGUUUAUGAGCGUGAUUCUGGUAUUUACACUUGCAAGGCUCACAACAAGGCGGGCGAGGCUUUCACAUCGACAACUAUUUACUGCUCUACCAAGGAAAAUAUUAUCGAAAAGUCGCAACAUCCUAAAGGUAAGGAAGGUCUGGAAGCUAUCCAGGAUCUGGAAGAGUCGUUGAAACGACAAGAAGGAGUUCUACCGGGAGAAGAAGAGGGUCAGCCACCAAUGUUCACGUCACAAUUUGAAAAUCUGACUAAUCUGUCAGAAGGAGAGAUCGCUCACUUUGAGGCGUCUCUCAUUCCUACUGGCGAUCAAACUAUGGUGGUCGAAUGGUUCUACAACGGCAAAGCUUUGGAAGCUAGCCAUCGUACAAGAACUGUUUACGCUUUUGGCAUGGUUGUUCUCGAAGUUCUUGGUACUAAAAUAGAAGAUUCAGGCACAUACACUUGCAGAGCCACCAACAAAUGGGGCAGAGCAGAAAUCAGUGUGCAUUUAGAAUGCAUCGACAAGUCCAAAGGACAGAAACCUAAGUUCACGACACAGAUUCAGUCCUUGGAGGGUCUGAAAGACGGUCAAUCGGCACACUUUGAAUGCACUCUAAUUCCAGUGGGUGACCCGCACAUGAAAGUCGAGUGGUUUCAUAACGGGAAACCUCUACGACACUCGUCGCGCUUCAAGAUGGUCUCCGAUUUCGGCUUCGUAGUUAUGGAUAUCGCCGGAGUAAUGUCUCACGACACCGGAGAAUAUGUUUGCAAAGCUAGCAACAAAUACGGUGAGGAUUAUACGAAAGCCACGAUUAGAUGCUUCGGCAAGAGCGGAGUUUAUCUGGACUCGCUGCAACCGGACUCACUCGCACGGAUCCGGGAACUCGAGAGUUAUACUGGAGAGCAAGCAACUACUCCUACAACUCCUGUCGCCGAGCCACCAAAGUUUAUUACGCAGAUCGCUGAUAUUACGAAAUUGGUAGAAGGACAGUCCGCACACUUCGAGGCUAGACUCACCCCGGUCAACGAUCCCGACCUGAAAGUCGAGUGGUAUUAUAAUGGCAAGAAACUUCCUCAUGGUCAUCGAUAUCGUACCUUCCAUGAUUUCGGUAUCGUUAUCCUCGAUAUACUCUACUGUUAUGAAGAGAAUUCCGGGGUUUACGAGUGCAGAGCCGUUAACAAGUACGGUGAAGAUUCCACGAAAGCGACACUCAAGUGCUACUCUAAGGCUAAUCUUAUCUUGGAGUCGCAAUUACCGAAAGGCAUGGAAGGUGGUCUGGAGAAAAUUCAAAAUCUCGAAGACUCGAUGAUACGCACGAGAGACGAAAAAGCCGUAGAAGAACGUGGCAAGGCUCCAGUUUUCACUGUGCCUUUAAGUAACAUCGAUGGUCUUCGUGAGGGAGAAAGUGCUCAUUUCGAAGCACGAUUAACACCUACAGACGAUCCAAAAUUAAAGGUCGAAUGGUUCUGGAACGGUAAACCACUGCGAACGGGAUCUCGUUUCCGCACUUUCUGCGACUUUGGUUUCGUCAUUUUGGAAAUCUCUCCCAUCUACCCUGAAGACUCUGGCGAAUAUAGCUGCAGAGCGACAAAUGACUAUGGUGAGGCAGUGACUACAUGCACGAUGAAGUGUACGGGUAAACGUAGCAUCAUUCUGGAGUCUCAGCUACCCAAAGGAAUGGAAAGCACAAUUGAUAAGAUUGCCGAGUUAGAAGGCCUUGGAAACGUUCCGGGCCAACCCAGUCCCGAAGAUGACACCGGAAGACCGCCAGAGUUCAUUACAACUCCUUCUGAUUUGACAUUGACCGAGAACUCUCUUGCUCAUUUCGAAUGCCGAUUGCAGCCAAUUAACGAUUCUAGCAUGAGAGUCGAAUGGUUCCACAAUGGCAAGCCUCUUCUCGCUGGUAGCAGAGUGAAGACUAUUCACGACUUUGGCUUCGUUAUUCUAGAAGUGGCAAAUUGCUAUCAACGCGAUUCUGGUUUAUACACUUGUAAAGCUACCAAUCGCCAUGGCGAAGCCACGGUAUCCUGCAAGCUGCAAGUCCGCGGACGUCAAGGUAUCAUCUUAGAACCUCAAUUACCGAGCAACUUCAAGACCGGCACAGAGAGUAUUCAGAAAUUGGAAGAGUCUCUGUACAAAAGAGACGAAAUCUUGGCGGAAGAGGAAACGCCGAAUCCACCAAGAUUUAUUGUCGAACUUAAGGACAUCGAGGUUGAGGAAGCUGGACCAAGCCACUUCGAUUGCAGAGUAGAACCUGUGAGUGAUCCGACCAUGCGCAUCGAUUGGUUCCACAAUGGUCGACCCUUCGCGACCGGCUCUCGAGUUCAUCAGAUCAAUGAUUUUGGAUUCAUAUCACUGGAUAUGUCGUACACGUACGCACGAGAUAGCGGCGAGUAUGUUUGCAGAGCUACUAACAAAUGGGGCACUGCUACUACCAAGGCCACCAUCACUUGUAAAUCCAAGAAAACAAUAGACUUUGACUCCCAACUGCCAAUGGGAAUGAGUGGUGAAAAAUUAAAGGAACUGGAGCGAGGACCGGUUUCUCAAGCUCCUGCGGAAGAAGCACCGCGACAACCACCUCAUUUCAUCACACAAAUUCAGUCGGCAACCGUAGAUGAGGGUGAACCGGUCAGAUUCGAGUGCCGCGUGGAACCCAAGGAAGAUCCUAAUCUACGCAUCGAAUGGUACAGGAAUGGUAAAUUAAUACCUGCUGGGCACAGGUACAGAUCAGUUUACGACAUGGGAUUCGUGUCGAUGGACAUCCUGUACGUCUAUCCUGAGGAUUCUGGCGAAUACGUCUGCAAGGCUAUCAAUGAUCUGGGAGAAGACACUACCCGAGCUGCCGUAUCCUGCAAAAAAUUACCAAACAUUAUCCUGCAAAAUCAAGUACCAAAAGGUAUGAAGAAAUCUGAGGCUUUGAUGCAGAUGGAAGCGACAAUCAAAAAAUAUACUUCGGAAGUUCAUCUGACCGAAGAUGAUUUAUACGAUGCAGACAAGAAACAGCCGCCUCGUUUUGUUACGCAGAUUCAAGAUCAGACGGAUCUUGUUGAAAUGAAUAGUACCAAGUUCGAAUGCCAAUUGGCGCCUGUGGGUGAUCCAAACAUGAAAGUCGAGUGGUUCUUCAACGGCAAACCAUUACCUCAUAAGAAUCGAUUCACGCCUAUCUAUGAUUUUGGUUACGUAGCGAUGAACUUCGGUUGGGUCUAUCCAGAAGAUAGUGGUGAAUACCUAUGCAGAGCUACAAAUCUUUACGGAAUGGACGAGACUAGAGCUAUAAUCAGAACCGCGGGAAAACCCGGUAUCAUUUACGAGUCUCAGCUUCCUAAAGGGAUGAAAAGUAUUGAAAAGAUUAGGGAAAUGGAAGCAGCAUGGCAGAUUGUACCCGAAGAGGAAGGUGAGGAAGAAAAAGUACGCUCAGCACCUGUCUUUGUGAGUAAACCCGAACCGGUAACUGUUGAAGAAGGCGACUGGUCUAGAUUCUGCUGUCGCGUCACUGGACAUCCAAGACCUCGUGUUAUGUGGAUAAUCAAUGGUCAUACGGUGGUCAAUGGAUCUCGUUAUAAACUAACAUAUGAUGGCAUGUAUCAUCUGGAUAUCCCGAAAACUAGACAAUACGAUCACGGUAAAGUGGAGGUGAUCGCAAGGAGCUCCGUUGGCGAAGCACGUACGGAAACGACUUUGACAGUUAAACAGCGAAGCGACGAUUAUCGCGGUGUAUUGAAAAAUUCGCCAAGACCCUGGUACGAUUAUGGACUAACGCAGUACCAAAGCGAGCGACAGAAUACAGAACUGGAGCGCGUGUUUGAUGAACGCCACCAGAGCGUUUCUCAGGGCAUAGAAAUAGCCACGGAACAUCUUGCUCCUAAAGUUAUCAAAGAGCCUGAAACUGAGUGGCAGAAAUCCGUGAAAAACAAAAAGAAUGAGGACUAUUAUAAUAAACUGAUGACUCUCGAGGAGGAGCAAAUGCUCAAAGAAAGCAGAUUAAGGGAGGCCUCGCAUCAGUUCGCCAUUCCUGGCGACAAAAUUGUUUCAGAUUCUGUAGCAAGAGGAAUGGCACAAAAGUAUGAAGAGAAUUUGGAGGAACAACCUCUGCAACCGGUGCAACCACCGCCGAAAUAUGUGAAGAAACCGCACGUUACGGAAGUAGAUAUAGACACAGAGCGUAUUAAGGCCACCGGAAAAUAUCCUCCGGAACCGUCGGAAUCCACAGUUCAUGGUCGCGAGGUUCAUGUGGCUAAGCAGAAGCAGACACAGAAAGAAGUCAAAGGUGAUACAGAAAUAACUAGAAAAAUCACAGCAACAGAGACCACAGAAGUGGAACACAAAGCAAAGACGCAAGAGCGCGUAGUUCAAGGCCAAGUUAAACCAGCCAAACCGCCCGUCUUCACGAAGAAGAUUCAACCCUGCAGAGCGUUCGAGCAAGAACAGGCUAAAUUCGAGGUCGAAUUCGAUGGUGAUCCAUUGCCGACCAUCAAGUGGUAUCGCGAGGAUUUCCCUAUACAAAAUUCGGCCGAUCUCCAAAUUUACACCUUCAAUACUAAAUCGGUGUUGAUUAUCAGACAAGUCUUCAUGGAAGACUCCGGUGUCUUUUCUGUCAUCGCCGAGAACAGGGGAGGAAAGGCCAAAUGCAGUGCCAAUUUGGUCGUGGAGGAACGCAGAAGGCAACCUGGACGAGGUGGUGUGAUACCACCCAGCUUCCUGUCUACUAUUCAACCUACUUCCGUAGCUACCGGACAGCUCGCUAGAUUUGACGCCAAAAUCACUGGCACUAAACCUUUGGACGUUUAUUGGCUCAAGAACGGCAAGAAAAUAACAGCGGAUAUUCGUUAUAAAACUUUGGAAGAGGAUAACACUUAUACGCUUCUGAUCUUGGAGACGGUGCCGGAAGACACUGCCAAGUACGAGUGCGUUGCGAUUAAUAGUGCCGGAGAAGCACGAUGUGAAGGGGAAUGCACUGUUCGCGGACCUCAAUCUCCAACAAAAGUCGCGAAACUCACAACACCGACAGUGGAAAAAGCGCCGACUGUUUUGGAACCGUUGAGGGAUCAAACCAUUAAAGAGGGUACUUCCGUUGCUUUCGCCUGCAGGAUUAUAGGAAAACCCGUUCCUACUGUGCAAUGGAAAAAAGCCGACAAGGUGAUCAAACCGUCGAAGUACUUCCAAAUGCAUAAAGAAGGCGAUUUUUGUACCCUGAGGAUUUCGGAGGCAUUCCCCGAAGAUGAAGGCGUAUACAAAUGUAUUGCCAAAAAUCCCGCUGGUGAGGUUACCACAUCCGCCAAUCUCAGAGUUCUCGCACCCGACACAGGUGAUGUUUUACCAAAGCUGACGCCUCUGAAGGACCAGAUAGUCAUGGAAGGACAGCCGGCUCAAUUCAAGACCCAAGUGAGCCCAGCGAAGCCAAAGCCGACGAUUCAGUGGUACCGAGAGGGUGCCUUGAUCCCGCAAUCGCCAGACUUCCAGAUGAUUCAUGAAGGCAACAACGCAGUGCUACUCAUAGCAACCACCUACGAGGAGGAUACUGGCACCUUCACCUGCCGCGCUACAACCUCAGCCGGUACCGUAGAAACGUCCGCCAAACUCAUCGUCAAAAAAAGAAAAGGAGCUUAUUAUCCGGUUCCCGCGGAAAUUGACGCCAGUAUAGGAGUAGAUGAGAAAUUUCAUAAAGAUAGAAGAGAAGAUAUUGUAUUAAGAUCUCUUGACGAAAAUGGUUUACCACUUCAAGUACAGCUUCAACCAGGUGAUGAAUCACUGCCUUGGCGAACAGGACGCGUACAACAUCGACCUCAGGUUAGAGACUCACUUCCAUGGCGGAAAGUGAAAACAAAAUCGAGAGAUUCCUCUUUGGACAAGCUUCGAGCUUUCGAAAGUCAAAUAAAACCAUGGACCGAGGAAGAAGUAGUUUUGAAGAAAACUCCACAGAUUGUCAAAGAUGUAGCAAAAGAAAAACUGGAAGAAGUUGAAUUGAGGCCGGCAAAGAUUGAGAAAAAAGAAAUUUAUGCAUCCGACCUUGAAACUGUCAAAUUGAAAUCCGUACCUAGAGAUGUAACAAAAGUUGUAACAACUGAAGAAAAAGUAACUCAUAUCGACGAUACCCAGAUGGAACUUUAUAGAGAAGAAGCAGAUGCUACUUUGCUAAAAACAUCACGUCGUUUAGAUGAAACUGUGUCAAAAAAGGAGAAAGACGAAAUAUCAAAACCAUGGACAGACGAACAAAUCAUCUUAAAGAAAACAAAACCUAAGACGAAAAUUUUAGAAGAAGAGACCCUUGAAAAAAUAGAUUAUCACGAAGAAGAGGACAGAUCAUUGCUCAGUAUUUCAAAAGACGAGGAAACGCGGAAAAUAAAGAAAGAAAAGCCUAUUAUAGAAAAACCAGAACAAUCAAAACCAUGGACGGAAGAACAAAUUGUCUUGAAGAAAGCAAAACCGGAACGAAAAGAAAUACCUAAAGAAAUGGUAGAAACUGUUUCACUAAAACCUUCGCAAAUAAUAAAAAAGGAUAUUUCAAAACCUACUUUGGAAACAGCAGACCUUAAACCAAUUCCCAAGGAAAAAUCUGAAGUAAGUUCAGUAGAAGAAGUUUCACGCACUGACGUGUCCGUAAUUGAAGAAGCCACGAGCAAAGAGGUCGAUAAAAUAAUCAUAGAGAAAACAGAUAAAACAAAACCUUGGACAGAAGAAAGAAUAACUUUAAAGAAAUCUCAACCUAUCCAAAGAGAAAUAGAACAAGAAGUACUGGAAACUGUAGAGUUAAAGCCAUCAAGACUCACUAAAAUGGAAUUGCGAAAACCAAGCUUAGAGAAAGUAGAUUUGAAACCUAUUACAAAAGAGAAAACGGAAAAAGAUACUAUAAAAACCGUUAAAACAGCUGACUAUAUUGAAAAAGAAGAUACAACUUUACUUCAAGUUACAUCGGAAGAAGAAACUAAAAUUACCAUUGAUAAGAAGAUAAAGAAAGAAGAAGAAAUACCACAAGAAAAGCCAGAAUCAAAACCAUGGACAGAAGAAAAAAUUACUUUGAAGAAAUCUAAACCUAUUCGGAAAGAAAUAGAAAAAGAAGUACUAGAAACCGUAGAGUUAAAACCAUCUAGACCUACUAAGACGGAAUUACGAAAACCAAGCUUAGAAAAAGUAGAUUUGAAGCCUGUUACAAAAGAAAAACCGGAAAUAAGUGUUACAGAAACUGCUAAAACAGCUGAUUAUGUUGAAAAAGAAGAUACUAGUUUACUUCAAGUUACAUCGGAAGAGGAAACUAAAAUUAUCAUUGAUAAAAAAGUAAAGAGAGAAGAAAAAGUAUCACAAGAAAAACCAGAAUUGAAACCAUGGACGGAACAGAAAAUUACUUUGAAGAAAUCUAAACCUAUCCGGAAAGAAAUAGACAAAGAAGUAUUGGAAACCGUAGAGUUAAAACCAUCUAGACCUACUAAGACGGAAUUACGAAAACCAAGCUUAGAAAAAGUCGAUUUGAAGCCUGUUACAAAAGAAAAACCGGAAAUAAGUGUUACAGAAACUGCUAAAACAGCCGACUAUAUUGAAAAAGAAGAUACAACUUUACUUCAAGUUACAUCGGAAGAAGAAACUAAAAUUACCAUUGAUAAGAAGAUAAAGAAAGAAGAAGAAAUACCACAAGAAAAACCAGAAUUGAAACCAUGGACGGAACAGAAAAUUACUUUGAAGAAAUCUAAACCUAUCCGGAAAGAAAUAGACAAAGAAGUAUUGGAAACCGUAGAGUUAAAACCAUCUAGACCUACUAAGACGGAAUUACGAAAACCAAGCUUAGAAAAAGUCGAUUUGAAGCCUGUUACAAAAGAAAAACCGGAAAUAAGUGUUACAGAAACUGCUAAAACAGCCGACUAUAUUGAAAAAGAAGAUAUAACUUUACUUCAAGUUACAUCGGAAGAGGAAACUAAAAUUACCAUUGAUAAGAAAAUAAAGAGAGAAGAAGAAAUACCACAAGAAAAGCCAGAAUCAAAACCAUGGACGGAACAGAAAAUUACUUUGAAGAAAUCUAAACCUAUUCGGAAAGAAAUAGAAAAAGAAGUACUGGAAACUGUAGAGUUAAAACCAUCAAAACCUACUAAGACGGAAUUGCGAAAACCAAGUUUGGAAAAAGUGGAUUUGAAGCCUCUUACAAAGGAAAAACCAAAACCAGAAACCGCUCAAAUAGCUGAUUAUGUUGAACAGGAGGAUGCUACAUUACUUCAAGUUUCAACUGAGAUGCAUGAUACUGUCAAACGAGCAACAUCGCGCACAGACAAAAAGUUAGUCACAGAAGAAAAACGUGACAUUGAAGGAACGUUUGCUGAAGAGGAAGAUACUACUUUGCUUAAAGUUACAUCAGAGCAAGAAACCAAGCUUAGUAUUGGAAAGAAACCACAGAGAAAAGAAGAAAUACCGCAAGAAAAGCCAAAACCAUGGACAGAAGAAAAAAUUACUUUAAAGAAAUCUAAACCUAUCCGAAAAGAAAUAGAAAAAGAAACUCUUGAAGAUAUAUCACUAAAACCAGUACCAAAAAUAGAUAAAGUGGUAUUAAAGAAAGAAGACGUAGAAACAAUCGAUUUAAAAUCUGUCGAAACAAAAACUGUGGACUUAAUUGAGAUUAAAAAGCCAGAAGAAAAAGUACAAUAUUAUGAAGAAGAAGAUAAAGUUAUUAUUGAAACCGAUAAAGAUGUCGAAACUACUAAGAAAGUAAUGCGUAAAACGAAACCCAGUAUGCCAUAUACGGAAAAAGAAGAUACCACAAUUCUUGAUAUUGAUAAAACUGAUGUAACAACAAUAAAAUCUGUGGAAGAAGAGAUACCUGUACCGUGGAUUAGAGGAAGAAAGGCAAAAGAAAAGAAAGAAGUAGAAGAAAUUAAACAAAUAUCUGAAGCUAAACUAGAAGAAGAUAAACCUACAGAGAUUUCGGAAGCUCCAUGGCGCCGUAAACCAAAACCUUCAAAAAUACAAGAAAAAGUUUCAGAAAUCGUACCUGAAGAAGAAAAAUCUGAAAAAACUCUGGAGUUACCAUGGAAACGUGGAAAGACUAUCAUAAAACCCGUUAAAGAAGAACCUCAAACUGAAGACUUUACGUCUGUUAUGCUAAAACCAACAAAACGGCAUGAAAAACUGGAAGAACAAAAAUCAAUGGAAGAAACUGUACUCAAGCCAGUAAAACAAUUGCCUAAAGAAAAAGAAAUACCAGAAGAAGUCACUCUUAAAUCAAUUAAAAAAGAAUUAAAAGCAGACAAAGCAUCUGAAAACAUUGAAGAAAUUAAUGGAGAAGUAACCACAGAGAAAGUGGAUUUACCAUGGAGACGUAAAAAGCCAAAACAACAAGAAGAAAAACCCGAAGAAAUAAAGCCUGAGGAAGUAGUUUUGAAACCCGUGAAGAGACUUCCUAAAGAGGAAGAGACAAAGGAGGAGAUAACAUUGAAGCCAGUGAAGAAAGAGAUACUUGAAGAAAAACCUGAAGAAGUUCGUCUAAAACCGGUGAAACGAAUAGAAAAGCCUGAAGAAGUAAAGCCUGAGGAAGUGGUUCUGAAACCUGCCAAGAGGCUUCCCAAAGAGGAAGAGAAAAAGGAGGAGAUAACAUUGAAGCCAGUGAAGAAAGAGAAACCUGAAGAAAAACCGGAAGAGGUACAUUUGAAACCAGUUAAACGCACAGAAAAACCCGAAGAAGCAAAGCCUGAGGAAGUGGUUUUGAAACCUGUCAAGAGGCUUCCCAAAGAGGAAGAGACAAAGGAGGAGAUAACGUUGAAGCCAGUGAAGAAAGAGAAACCUGAAGAAAAACCCGAAGAGAUUCAUUUAAAACCGGUAAAACGCAUAGAAAGGCCCGAAGAAGCAAAGCCUGAGGAGGUGGUUUUAAAACCUGUCAAGAGGCUUCCCAAAGAGGAAGAGACAAAGGAGGAGAUAACGUUGAAGCCAGUGAAGAAAGAGAAACCUGAAGAAAAACCCGAAGAGAUUCGUCUAAAACCGGUAAAACGCAUAGAAAGGCCCGAAGAAGCAAAACCUGAGGAAGUGGUUCUGAAACCUGUCAAGAGGCUUCCCAAAGAGGAAGAGACAAAGGAGGAGAUAAUGUUGAAGCCAGUGAAGAAAGAGAAACCUGAAGAAAAACCCGAAGAGAUUCAUCUAAAACCGGUAAAACGCAUAGAAAGGCCCGAAGAAGCAAAGCCUGAGGAAGUAGUUCUGAAACCUGUCAAGAGGCUUCCCAAAGAGGAAGAGACAAAGGAGGAGAUAACAUUGAAGCCAGUGAAGAAAGAGAAACCUAAAGAAAAACCUGAAGAGGUUCUUUUAAAACCAAUAAAGCGCAUAGAAAAGCUCGAAGAAGCAAAGCCUGAGGAAGUAGUUUUGAAACCUGUUAAGAAGCUUCCUAAAGAGGAAGAGAUAAAAGAGGAGAUAACAUUGAAGCCAGUGAAGAAAGAAAAACCUGAAGAAAAACCGGAAGAGGUACAUUUGAAACCAGUUAAACGCACAGAAAAACCCGAAGAAGCAAAACCUGAGGAAGUAGUUCUAAAACCUGUCAAGAGGCGUCCCAAAGAGGAAGAAACAAAGGAAGAAAUAACGUUGAAGCCAGUGAAGAAAGAAAAACCGGAAGAGAAACCUGAAGAGGUUCGUCUAAAACCGAUAAAGCGCAUAGAAAAGCCUGAAGAAGCAAAGCCUGAGGAAGUGGUUCUGAAACCUGUUAAGAAGCUUCCUAAAGAGGAAGAGAUAAAAGAGGAGAUAACAUUGAAGCCAGUGAAGAAAGAAAAACCUGAAGAAAAACCUGAAGAAGUUCAUUUGAAACCGAUAAAACGCAUAGAAAAGCCCGAAGAAGCAAAGCCUGAGGAAGUAGUUCUAAAACCUGUCAAGAGGCGUCCCAAAGAGGAAGAAACAAAGGAAGAAAUAACGUUGAAGCCAGUGAAGAAAGAAAAACCGGAAGAGAAACCUGAAGAGGUUCGUCUAAAACCGAUAAAGCGCAUAGAAAAGCCUAAAGAAGCAAAGCCUGAGGAAGUGGUUCUGAAACCUGUCAAGAGGCUUCCCAAAGAGGAAGAGACAAAGGAGGAGAUAACAUUGAAGCCAGUGAAGAAAGAGAAACCUGAAGAAACACCCGAAGAGAUUCGUCUAAAACCGGUAAAACGCAUAGAAAGGCCCGAAGAAGCAAAGCCUGAGGAAGUGGUGUUGAAACCUGUCAAGAGGCUUCCCAAAGAGGAAGAGGAAAAGGAGGAGAUAACGUUGAAGCCAGUGAAGAAAGAGAAACCUGAAGAAAAACCCGAAGAAGUUCGUUUGAAACCGAUAAAACGCAUAGAAAAGCCCGAAGAAGCAAAGCCUGAGAAAGUGGUUCUGAAACCUGUUAAGAAGCUUGUUAAAGAGAAAGAAACUCAGGAACAAAUUAUUCUGAAACCAGUAGAAAAGGAAGACUCUGUGGAAAUAAUAUCAAAACCUGAAUUGGUGCCAGAAAAGAUGGAUAAACCUGUUGAAGAGAAACCAACAGAGAUAGCGGCAGCUCCUUGGCGACGUACGAAACGAGCAAAGAAAAUCGUUGAUUUUCGAGAGGAGGUUACAGUAGUGCCCAUUGAUCAAGAAGAAUCAGUUACAGAAGUUUGUGAACAAAAAGAAACGACCGAAGAUAUUCAAGAACUUGUUGAAAAGAAAGUAGAACCUGUGCAAUUGCAUAAAGAAGAAAAAGUAAUUGAAGAUAUUAUAACAAGCGAAGUUUCAUGGAGGAAAAAGAAACAGAAACUUCCCGAAGAAAUAAAGGUGGAAAAAUCUGAAACUGCACAGCCUGAAGAACAUGUACCAAUUGCAAUUCCAAUUAAAGAUGAAAAAGUAUCUGAACUCAUUGAAAAGGAUACAAUUCAAUUGAAACCAGUUCCUAAAAAGAAACCGAAAAAAGAAGAAAAACCAGAGGAAAUUAAAUUAAAACCUGUAAAACUUGAGGAGCAAACAACAAAAGUGGAAGAUAAAGAAGAAACCAUUAUUGAAACGGUUAAAACAGUAUUUAGGAAAAAGGAAAAGAUACCCGAAGAAAUCAUGCCUGUUGAGGAAAAACCAGAGGUUAUGACAGAAACGAAAGAAAUUAAGGAAAUUGUUGAAGAUGUUGAAUUACAAGUCAAAAAAGAUAUUACGCAAGUAGAAGAUCGUAAGAGAAAACGCAGACCACGUACUCAGGUCGACAUAUCUAUCAUGGAUAAAGAUAAAACUAUUGCUCCACGAUUUAUCCAGAAAUUACAACCUGUUAUCGCUGAGUUUGAAAAACCUGCCAAAUUCACGUGUACUGUAAUAGGAAAUCCCGUACCCGAAAUAUCUUGGUAUAAAAACGAACAAGAACUCCAUGCAAGUGAAAAAUACACGAUGACGAUAUUUGAGACAACUGCAACUUUAGAAAUAACAAAAGUCAAAGAAGAAGAUGUUGCCAUGUAUUCUUGCAGAGCAUCCAACCCAGCUGGAGUAGCAACGUCUACUGUCAAUCUCGUGAUAUUCGAAAAAGAAGAGGAAGGCAUAGCACCGCAUUUCCCAACGCCAAUUAAACCGCUAAUGAUCGAAGAACAUACACCUGCUUUAUUGGAAUGUGUUGUAACAGGUACACCAGUACCAGAAGUAAAAUGGUAUCGCGGUGAGAAAGAAGUAAAACCAAACGAAAAAACCGAAAUAACUUUCAACCCGGAAACUGGAGAAGCUAAGCUUCAAAUUUUAGAACCAACGCCUGAGGAUGAAACGAUUUAUCGCGUACGUGCUGUAAAUAAAUACGGUCGUGCUGAAUGCAGAGCCAACUUGGUAAUUAGUAACAUCGUUAAAGUAAGCAAACCAAUUGUGCUUAGAGCACCGCGAAUUACACGACCUCUGCCUGCUCUCGUAGCAGAGCGUGGAAAGCCUCUGAAACUUUUAGCUGACUUCGAAGGCGUGCCAAAGCCUGAAGUUAAGUGGUACCGGAAUGGUGUUGAGAUUACACCAACUGACAAGCGCAAGAUAAAUGUUUACGAAAGCACAGCCGAAUUGAUCAUAUCUGAUGUCACGAAGAAAGAUAGCGGGAAGUAUGAGAUCAGAGUUCAGAAUGAAGUCGGUGAAGCAAGAAGUUCAAGUUCCGUCACCAUUAAGGAACGCAAAGAUACUACGAGCGAAGUGAAAGCGCCGAGAUUUGUGGAACCAAUUCAGCCCCAACUCGUUGCUGAAGGAGAAGUUGUUAUCAUGGAAACACGGGUAGAAUCAUAUCCCACAGCAUCCUUCCAAUGGUUUCAUGAAAGCAAACCACUUGAGUCAACGCCACAAGUAAGGAUUGUGACUCAAGAGAAUCGAUCAAUCUUAAUGGUGAAACAAGUCACACCGGAACUCGCCGGCAGCUACACCUGCCGUGCUGAGAAUGUUGGUGGCUCUGUAACUUGUACAGCUACUGUGAAUAUCACCGAAACAACAUGGGAGGAAGCAGUUGAAUUAGUUUCACCGACAUUCGUUAAGAGACUCUCACCCGUAAGAGUCAUGGAUGGUGAGAGCGUCAAUCUGACUUGUAUCGUUGAAGGAAAACCGACGCCUAGAGUAGAAUGGUAUCACAAUGAAAAAUCGAUCAAAGAAGGCAAAGAAAUUACGAUUGUCCAAGAUAUGGAGGGCGUGUGCAGCCUGGCUAUUACUGAAGUAUUCCCAGAGGAUGCUGGAGAAUACACUUGCCGUGCUGUAAAUCCCGUUGGCGAAGCUGUCUGCAAAUCGUCGCUCGUUGUCGAAGCUUACGAGUAUGUGCCUGACUCAGAAAUUGCAUCGUCGAUAGUCGCGACGUCACUUACUACAGGAUCAGAAGAAGAUCUUCUAUCUCCAAAAGAAACUCCGAUCUUCGACACUGACGUAGAAGAAUCCGCUCCAGAAAUAAUCAAGACUCUUCCUCAGUUAGUUCCUACCAAAGACGGGGAAUUAACUAGAUUGGAAGUAAAAGUGAAAGGUAAACCAAAACCGAAGGGAAAAUGGUACAAGCAGGGCGUGGAAAUCAUUCCAUCGCAAGAAUUCCAGAUCGAGGAAUUUGAAGAUGGUACGUCAGUGCUGACAAUUGCCGAAACAUUCCCCGACGACACUGGUGAAAUAGUGUUUGAAGCAUACAAUCCACUCGGUGUGUCGACUACAAUGACGUAUCUAUCAGUAGAAGGUAUACUCGGAACUAAAGAGUACCGAAAACCAGAGUGGGUCACACACAUGGAAGAGAUGCAGGAGGCUCUAAGAGCUACACAAUCUGUUCCACGUUUUAUCCAAGAAAUAACGGAUGUUUACACAAAGGAAGGAGACGUCGCUUUGUUUGAAUGCGUCUACUCUGGUAAUCCCAAACCAGAUAUUGUUUGGUAUAAAAAUGAUAAGCUUAUAAUGAAUACGGAAAAUGUGAAAGUGCGCAUAUAUGAAGAAGAAAAUAAAACCAUUCUAACAAUCAAGCGGGCUACCAAAGAGGAUGACGCCACAUACAUUUGCAAAGCUACUAGCGAAAUUGGCAUGGAAGUAACAAAAGCCAAACUGCGUGUUGAUACUGUAAGCGAACUAGGACCAAAACCAGACGACACAAUCAAAGAGGAAGAGAAACUAGAAAUAAAACCAAAGAAACACGAAGAAAAGCCCUCUAAAAAGAAGAAACCUGAACUAAAGAAAGCGAAGGAAAUCAAAGAGAAAGUAAAAGCCGAACGUAUCAAAAUCGAUAAAGAAGAGAUCCAUGAAGAAAAAAUCGUACCGAAAGAACAACCGGAAGAGAAGAGAAUUGUCGAUGUUGAAGAGACGCAAAUACUGGAAACUACAAAAAUUAUAGAAGAGAAACCUGAGGAGGUUUCCAGAGCACGAAGGAUAGUACCGAUCCAAGAACCAAUUAUGACCGAAGCAACAGCUUCUCUGAAGAAAAUUGACAAUCAAAAGCCUCGAGAGCUCGUACCUAAAGCCGAAGAACGCGCCAAACGUAUUGUCGAAGAGCGGGAAAGUGUUAUUAUAUCAGAAAUUACAAGUGAAGAUAUUGCCCCUGAUUUCACCGUCGAAACAAAGGUGGAUCACGCUGAAGUUACCUCGGAAAUUCUACAACAAGUUUCAGUUUCUGAAACACAAGUAGAAACAAAACGCAUAGAGAAGCAGAAGAAAGUAAAGAAGAUGAAGGCAGAGAAAAUUAAAGAAGAAAUUACUGUAAAGGAGAUCGUAGAGCGACAGAAAGAAAACAUAGCUCGAGAAGUGGACGAUAUAAUGGAAAUGUUUGAUGCGAAGGAGUUUGGUCCGGGAGAAUCUCCCCUUCGAGAACUCGCGACGAUUGGCUACUUGGUUCGACAAGGUGUCUCCGUUAAUGAAAUAAACGAGUGCCUUUACAGGACUGAGAUCUUUCCUGCUCUAAAAACACCCGAUGCGCAAAACGCUUUGGUUCAAUUAGUAGAGAGAAAGGGCCAUGGUCCCCUAAUCACGCAAGUACUUACCGAGGAGACAACGGCUGAUGAGAGUUUCGUCGCAGCAACAGUCGGUUUUCGUGCUUUUAUGAGGAUGGUCGAGCUACAACAUGCUACCGUAGAAGAAGUUAUCACACAUUUUGCUCCGGAAGAUUUCAGACCACGCGCUUGGGAAGUUACAGAAAUUUCCGAGGUCGAAACUGAAGAACGCGCUACUGAAAGAGUAGAUGUCGUUCACAAAAUGGAGGUUCAUUUUAUGGAAAAGAGAGAUGAGAGGAAAGCUACUCACUUGCAGGAUAUUCGAGAAAUUAAAGAAUACGAGGACACACGGCAGGCACACACAACACUGCGCAAACGCAAAGAUAGGAAACCGAGGGAUCAAAUCGAAGAAACAACACAAGAUAGGGAAGAGGGGGUUCAAAUUGUUAAAAUUGAGGAAAUCGAAGAGACUGAGAAAGAAAAGAAAAAGGACAUAGAAGAAAUCGAGGAAGAGAUUAUCGAACUCGAACGGGACUCGAAAGGCAGAUUGAUUCGUAAACAGAAGCAAGAUGAAGAAAAACAGAUAGACGUAGAGGAAGAAGAAGAGGUAAUUAAGAAAGUUAGAAAGACAUUAGUUCCAAAAAGACCGGAUAUUGGUAAAGAUGAAAUUCAACUGGAAGAAAUAGAAGAAUUCGAAGUAAUAAAGGAUGAAUUAAUGUCGUCUAUUGCUCUAAAUGUAUCCAGCCAACGUAACCAAGUAGUACCGCUAGAUCGUACGAUCGAGCAGGCGCCUGGCAAGCCCGACUCGGAUAAAGCGAAAUACAUAUUGGACACUGUCGUGGCGUUAACAGGGCAGACGACGUCGGUACAUGAGAAAGAAGUUGAUGAAGUGACAAGAGACAAGCCCAUCGAACGCAAAGCAUCAAUAUCAAUCUCACCGAUGGAGCCAUAUUCUACCACAGAAACUACUGCGCAGAUAUAUACUGAUGAAUUUUCAGACACUUUCAAAGCCACUUCUUACGAAGCUACGUCAUCUGUAAUAACAAAGGAAAGUCUUCUCAUUAGCGAAACACUGACACAGGGUGACGAUGUAUCUAAUUUAACUUUGGCCAUGCCAGAAACAAGCCGAAAGGCAGACGUACAGGUUACCGUACAAGAAGCUACGACUGUUAGCGAAACCAUAAUCAACCAAAGUGAAAUACCUACUGAAGAUUUCAUAACGCCCUUAGGCAUCAAAGCGGAAGACACCAUUUUGCCACAAGUCGGUCUCUCGGUUUAUGAAAUUCAGGAAGGUCUAGUUGAAGAUAAGCUAGAGCCUACAAAGACGACACCUACGAAACCACGAAUUAAUAUCAGUGCAAUGGAACCGCUAAUAGUGGAAGAAGUGCGUCCCGAAGAUAAACCAGGAAAAUAUUAUCCGGAGUUAAUAGUGCCUACCGAAGUUGCCACGGAAACAGUGAUAUCACAAAAGCAACGCGUUACGGAAGAGAUGAACGCUCCUGAAAAGGAAGGUACAUACAUUCCGGGUAGAUUACCACCGAGUCAAACAGCUCAGGUCGGAAUCUCUUAUGGAAAUGAGACAGCUGUUAUCCGUCAUGAUCUGAUACAAGAGUGUGAAGGAGAAUAUGUUCCCGAGCGUAAAGCAGAUACUUUUGAAGCUACACCGAAUGUUAUCCUGUUGGAAGGAGUUACAGUAUCAACAAUUGAUGCUCAGCAAAAGGAGGACAAUUUAACAAUCGAAGAGGGCAAACAAGUUACAGCAGAUCUCGAUGUUAUUGAGAUUAUGUCGGCUGUAACAGUAGAGACGAUGACAUCCGAAAAAGAACAGGACUAUCAUCCUGAGGAUAAGCCCGUAACUAAAUCAGCUAUUACAUCGAUAUCUUCAUUAGAGAUUGGUUCUGUAACAGAUACGAUUGUUCAAGAAUCCGAGGGAACUUACAAUGCCGAUCAGAAACCGACCGAAGCACUGGCAGAAACAUCGGUCAGACCAGAGGAGCACGUAUUGGUAUCUCAAAUUCAAACUGCAGACUAUCCCGCCGAUUUCAAAGAUAUACUCAAGUACGUUUCAGAAAGCGGAGUCGUGUCUAUUCAAUUGACAGAAGCGAAAACUGUACUCGAAACACUCACUCAUGAUCGGGAGGCUAUUAUAGAGGAAGAGACUAAACCGGAAACUCUCACGGUCGAGACAGUGUACGAUGCUGUCAGAGGCGUCGAAAUAUCGCAAACUACUUCUAUAGAGAAAGAAGCCGAAUUGAAAAUCUUCGAGAUGCCUGAAUCGCAUCGUGGCAAAACCGUACCUAGUCAUCCUAUGAUCUCGCUCGAAGUUCAGGAGACUCAACCAGAAAGUAAUUUAGGUGAAGUUAUGAAAGAAACUCUAUCAACCGCAACGGCUAAGAUCGAAGCAGUCAGUCUGCAAGAGACAAUCGUUGGCGAAACUGUCACAGCAGAAGAUGUAGCUCCGGCAAAAGAGGAGAAGGGUCCUGAUACCAAGAUCGCGACAGUCUCCAUGGAUCAAAUUGAGAGUAUACACACUACGAUGAUUGUAGCCAGCGAGCACGAAACCGAAUACGUUAGCGCAGCCGAUAUUAAAGGUGUAUUUGCAAGUACCGAAUAUACAACGCAAGUGGCACCCAUAUGCGAGCAAGUAAGAACGGAAUCACCAACUGAGGAGUAUCUGGCAGAAGAUAAACCUAUGAGCGGAAAAGCGUAUCCAUCUCAUAUCCCUAUAGAAACCAUCAGCGUCGCUAUGCAAGAACUUGCAGAGAAGGAAGAUAUUUAUAAAGAGGACAUGAAACCUGAAGGAAAGAUAGCAAACGUUGAACUUACAGAGACAAGACCGGGCGCCAGCAUCUUGGAAAUAAUUCCACAUGAUCUCGAGAAUAUUUAUACGCCAAAUUCUGGACCGGAGAAAUACACUGUCGAGUCGUCUAUAACGGGUCAUAUUAUCGCGUCCAAGGCAGAGAUUCUAGUAGAACAAAGUGCUGGAAAGAUAAGCAGUGAUUUGCCAAAAUCAAGCAAAGCGUUAUUGCAACAGGACGCUCUGGAAGAAUUAAUAGUAACCGAAACAAAUGUCGGUGAAGCAGAACGAGUCAGGGAGGAAGAUACACGUCCUGUUAAACAGAGCGCCGCAGUCGAAGUUUGCACUCAAUUGGAGAAAUUGACCGUCACUGAAGUAACGAGCGCAUUGAAGGAGGAAGAAUUAUCGCUAGAAAAGUUACCAGAUGAACGAAAGGUUGUAUUAGAUGUAACUGAAGGCCAUGAAAUAGCUGAAACUCAGGAGACAAUUCCAGCGAGUAAUAUAAGUGAAUUGAAAGAAGAAAAACCAAUCCUGGAAAGCGCCACACAAUUGCAAAGUGGAUUAGACAUCGUACAGCAGACGGAAAUAUCGGUAUCUGAGAAAGAAUCUCCUCUAACAGCAGAUGUAAAACCUGAUGCCAAGAAAGUUGAUGUUACCUUUGAAGAGGGAGAAGGUUUGACAAUUGCGUUUACGCAUCCUGAGGAUAAAGAAGAUGUAUUCAGCGAGAAACCAGCACCAAAAACCGCCGAAGCUACAAUCGAUGUAGUAACGCAAGGAAUAGCGUCGAAAUUCGAAAUUAUCAGUGACGUCGCUUUAACCGAGCUGUUGACCAAACCUACUGAAGAAGCACAUCCUAAAACGAUAUUAUUGCCGUUUGAAACAGCCGUUGCUGAAGAAAUCCAAACAAGAGAAACGGAGAAACCUUUGCCUCACAUACCAACAUCAGAGAGACAAGCUAAUCUUGAAUUCGUGAUAGGAGAAGGCAUUGUUGUUUCAUCUGUCACAACCAGCGAUAAAGAAAGCAUACUUACAGAAAUGGAAAAACCGGAAUCUAAAUCCGCUAGUUUUGAUAUUGCAACUCACAUAGUGGCCCAAGCUGCUGAGGUGACUACAACUGAUAACAUCAGCGAAUUAAAACGCGAAGAAACGAUUUCCGCAAUAGCUACGACCGAGCAUAUUACUCAUCGUAGCAUUGUUACAUCAGAAACAGCAGCUGGUGACUUAGAACAACCAAUGCUGGACUUCGUGAAACCAGAUAAACAGAAAGUCGAUGUAUCUUUUGAAGAAGAAACGAGCAUAAACGUAAUUGAGACAAUCGCGUCUGAUAAGGAGCGAGAGUAUUUAAAGAAACCGGAUAUUCUUGGUGAAAAGGCUACUACGAGCUUCGAUGCUCACAAAAUCGCUGAACUUACAGAAGUUACGCCAGCUACUUAUCCAGGACAUCUCGAUAUAAAAACACCAACAAGCGCGGCGGCGAAAGAAGAACGUUUGCCGUUUGAAAGUAUCGUUCAAAGCGUAACUAUUGUAACAGAGACCGAAAUGGAAUUUAAAGAUAAACCUGCCAAGACUGAUACGGCCCAAGUGUCUGUCGAUGAAAUUAUCAGUGCUACUAUGUCUACCGAGAUUCCAGCUGAAAAAGAAGAUGUCCUACGAAUUCCUGAGAAGCCUACAGAGAAAAAAGCCGAGGUGCAAUUUGCUGGACACAUAAUUGCCGAGAAAAGCGAAGUCACUCCAGAUUCCAGCGCUGGAGAAUUAACAGAAGUAAAACCAGCUUCUGCUUCAGCUAUUUUCUCGAACAUCCCGUUAGAGGCGAUAGUACAAACGGAAACACAAGCAACGGAAGUAGAAGCUCUACUUGGAACAGAUAAAAUACCGACCACAGCUUUAGCUGAUCUUUCUAUGGUAGUAGAGCAAAGUGUACAAAUAUCCUCUGUAAUUUUAGAGGAUAAGGAAGCCGAAUACAAGCCAAAAGAAAUACCGAGACCAAAAACAGCAGAGAAAACUUUAAUGGAAACCCACGGUGUCGCCGAAACAACAUUGCAGAUUCCUGGCUUCAGCACUAGCGAAAUUGCUGUUAGUGAAACACCACUAGCUGCUAUCGCAAUUCCAGAUCAUGUAGUCUUUAAUCCACUCAUAGAAUCUCAGCCUAUCAUUCAGGAAGGAGAAGAGCAAUUUGUGCCAGCAGUAAUGCCAGAAAACAAAACUGUUAAUAUCGAUAUGGAGGAAGGCAAGGUAAUCGUUAGCAUAGCGCAUAUUACAACUGCGGAUAAGGAAUCACCAUAUACCAUUGAAGAACAACCACAUAAACACGCUGCUUCAUUUGGAAUCGAUGCUACUCAUGGUAUAGCCGAAACAACUGCGGUGGCUGUCGAACAUUCUGUUGGAGAAAUCAUCAUUGAAAAACCAGAUACUAAAACGAUAUCAUCUACGCAAGAAGUAUAUCAAAGUUUAUUAGUGACUGAAGGUCUAAUUCAAGAUCGUGAGAAGCCUUUCGAAGAAAAAUUCGCCCCAGAAUUACACAAAGUAGAACUGGGCAUCGAAGAGGGUAAACGCGUUAUCUCCGUUACGGAAAUUAAAAUGGCUGAUAAGGAAGCUCCUUUUGAAAUGAUACAAGAAGACAGAUCUCACUCGGCACAACCGGUUAUUAUCCCUGGUCAUGAAGUCGCUGAAAAAUCCGAGAUUAUUCCUGGUUCAAAUAUAGGAGAAAUGAGUAAAAUAGCAACUCCGACAAAAGCAACCGCACAAGUUGGACAAAAACCUUUCGAGACGGUACAAUUAACGGAACAAGUUCCUGUUGAAAAAGAAGAGGACAGAAUUCAAGAAAUACCAGUUCCGAAAACAAACGCGCAUGUUGUAUUAGAUGAAAACAGAUUCGUCGCUAUUACGGAAUCCACUACGACUCAAGAUGUUGAAGCAGAAUUUAUUUCUAAAAAACUUCGCGAAGAGGCUGCAAAUCUUUCGAUAGAAGGUAAAGAAGUAGCCGAACGAAUGGAGAUUAAUUUACGUGAAGGACUCGGAGAAUUACUUGAGACGUCAAAACCGACUAUGUACGAAGCACAUCAAACGCAAUCUACGUUGGAAAGUAUUGACGUUAGUGAAACUGUCUCUCAAGAACAAGGUACAAUAUUUACUGAGAAGUUUAAGCCUGCCCAACUUAGCGCUGAUAUUAGCUUCGUCGAAGGAAAGAGUAUUACUGUGGAUCAGGUCAUAACUCAAGACAAAGAAGACAUGAUAAGUAUUCCGAAAUAUGAAGAAAACACAGCUACAGUAAAACUGACAAAAGUUGGCAUGGAUAUUGCCGAAAAAGCACAAGUAUUUAUCGAACAAAAUACCGGUUUGAUUAAACCCUUCGAAAAGACUCCAGCGGAAGCUCACAUGAGACAAGACGCAUUUCAAUCUAUCGUUGUUGAAGAAGUUCCAAGCGCGGAGAGAGAAGGCAUUUUUGAUAAAUAUCCGAAAACGAUAUCCAGUACAGCUGUUCCGACAUUCGAAGAAGGUCAUGGGAUAUCCAUCAUGGAGAUAACGUCCGGUGAAAUGGAAACGUCACUAGAGGAGAAGAAACAGGAAACAUCACGAACAGCUAUUCGUACUAUUGUUACUCAACAGGAUACAAUAGAAACUAUGAUGGUAGAAUCACGAGUUGAUGUACCUGAACAAAUUCCUGAUCGUACUUCAAUACCACAAAUGGCUACACCGGCGCAAGAUACAUUUGAUAGCAUUAUUAUAAAUGAAAAUCUUAUUGAGGAAAAAGAAAAAACCUUCGAGGAUCAUUUUAAACCUACAACGCAAAAAGCGACUAUUGAUAUACCAGAAAUAAAACCGUUGCAGAUUUUAGAAACAAUUAUUCAAGAUAAGGAGGAGAUGCUCAAUAUUGUUUCAACGCGAGCAGAAGUCAAAGCUACGCAAAAUAUUGAUUUGCUUCAAACUAUUGAAGGUUCUUUCGUGAAGAGCAUGCAAAGUACUCAAGAGCUCCAUGAGGAGAAACCACUUUCCUCACAAGCAACUAUAACACAAACGACGAUGGAAACAAUAGUGAGAUCCGAAACAACACCAGCUGAAAAAGAGGACACAUUUGAAGGUAAACUUAAACCGCCAGAACAAAAAGGCAAACCGCAAUUUGUAGGUCUUACAACAGUCGUAACUACUGAAGUAGCUUCUAAUGAAAUCGAAGAUAUUCUGCCUGAAACCAUUACACCAAAAGAGCAACAAGCACAACCAAGCUUAACUGGAAGAGAAGCCGCGGAAACUAUACAAAUAAUUACAGCGAAUACAACCACAGAGCUCGCAAAAACUACUAAAGUAGAACAAAGAGGUAAACCAGAACUCGAAGAGCUAUCAUCUGUAAUUGUUUCCGAAGUCGUUUCCAAUGAAGUUGAAGAUAUUCUAUUUAGUAAAGCUGCUCCGAAAGAUCAUAUGGCUGAUUUCAGCAUUUCUGGUAGAACAAUCGCCGAAACAACUCAAGUAACAACAAUGUCCGAAACUAGUGAUUUGAUUACAGAAGGACCUGAAGAGCAGAGGGGCAAACAACAAGUUGACGAAUUAACCUCAUUAACCGUUUCACAAGUAGUUUCCAAUGAAGCGGAAGAUGUAUUAAUUAAAGCAGAGUUUCCUGCAGAGAAAACAGCAGAACCAAGUAUGCUCGGUAGAGACAUCGCGGAAACAACGAUGGUUAUAACAAUGACUAGUGCGGAAGAACUUAUUCCUGACAAAGAAGCUGAGAAACAUAAAGGUAAACCGCAAUUUGAGGGGCUUACUACAGUCGUAGUAACCGAAAUAGCUUCUAAUGAAAUUGAAGACACUUUGCCUGAAGCUAUUGCACCAAAAGAACAACAAGCACAACCAAGCCUGACAGGCAGAGAAGUUGCGGAAACUAUGCAAAUAAUUACAUCCAAUACUACUGAAGACUUCGCGAAAGCUGCGAAAUUAGAUGAACAAAAAGGUAAACCAGGUAUUGAAGAAUUAUCUUCUGUGACUGUAUCGGAAAUCAUUUCCAACGAGGUUGAAGAUGUUCUCUUUAGUAAAGCUGCUCCGACAGAUCAUACGGCUGAUUUCAGUAUUUCUGGUAGAGAAAUCGCCGAAACAACUCAAGUAACAACAAUGUCCGAAACUAGUGAUUUGAUUACAAAAGGACCUGAAGAGCAGAGGGGCAAACAACAAGUUGACGAAUUAACCUCAUUAACCGUAUCACAAGUAAUUUCUAAUGAAGCGGAAGAUGUAUUAAUUAAAGCAGAGUUUCCUGCAGAGAAAACAGCAGAACCAAGUAUGCUCGGUAGAGACAUCGCGGAAACAACGAUGGUUAUAACAAUGACUAGUGCGGAAGAACUUAUUCCUGACAAAGAAGCUGAGAAACAUAAAGGUAAACCGCAAUUUGAGGGGCUUACUACAGUCGUAGUAACUGAAAUAGCUUCUAAUGAAAUUGAAGACACUUUGCCUGAAGCUAUUGCACCAAAAGAACAACAAGCACAACCAAGCUUGACAGGCAGAGAAGUUGCGGAAACUAUGCAAAUAAUUACAGCGAAUACAACCACAGAGCUCGCAAAAACUACUAAAGUAGAACAAAGAGGUAAACCAGAACUCGAAGAGCUAUCAUCUGUAAUUGUUUCCGAAGUCGUUUCCAAUGAAGUUGAAGAUAUUCUAUUUAGUAAAGCUGCUCCGAAAGAUCAUAUGGCUGAUUUCAGUAUUUCUGGUAGAGAAAUCGCCGAAACAACUCAAGUAACAACAAUGUCCGAAACUAGUGAUUUAAUUACAGAAGGACCUGAAGAGCAGAGGGGCAAACAACAAGUUGACGAAUUAACCUCAUUAACCGUUUCACAAGUAAUUUCCAAUGAAGCGGAAGAUGUAUUAAUUAAAGCAGAGUUUCCUGCAGAGAAAACAGCAGAACCAAGUAUGCUCGGUAGAGACAUCGCGGAAACAACGAUGGUUAUAACAAUGACUAGUACGGAAGAACUUAUUCCUGACAAAGAAGCUGAGAAACAUAAAGGUAAACCGCAAUUUGAGGGGCUUACUACAGUCGUAGUAACUGAAAUAGCUUCUAAUGAAAUUGAAGACACUUUGCCUGAAGCUAUUGCACCAAAAGAACAACAAGCACAACCAAGCUUGACAGGCAGAGAAGUUGCGGAAACUAUGCAAAUAAUUACAUCCAAUACUACUGAAGACUUCGCGAAAGCUGCGAAAUUAGAUGAACAAAAAGGUAAACCAGGUAUUGAAGAAUUAUCUUCUGUGACUGUAUCGGAAAUCAUUUCCAACGAGGUUGAAGAUGUUCUCUUUAGUAAAGCUGCUCCGACAGAUCAUACGGCUGAUUUCAGUAUUUCUGGUAGAGAAAUCGCCGAAACAACUCAAGUAACAACAAUGUCCGAAACUAGUGAUUUAAUUACAGAAGGACCUGAAGAGCAGAGGGGCAAACAACAAGUUGACGAAUUAACCUCAUUAACCGUUUCACAAGUAAUUUCUAAUGAAGCGGAAGAUGUAUUAAUUAAAGCAGAGUUUCCUGCAGAGAAAACAGCAGAACCAAGUAUGCUCGGUAGAGACAUCGCGGAAACAACGAUGGUUAUAACAAUGACUAGUGCGGAAGAACUUAUUCCUGACAAAGAAGCUGAGAAACAUAAAGGUAAACCGCAAUUUGAGGGGCUUACUACAGUCGUAGUAACUGAAAUAGCUUCUAAUGAAAUUGAAGACACUUUGCCUGAAGCUAUUGCACCAAAAGAACAACAAGCACAACCAAGCUUGACAGGCAGAGAAGUUGCGGAAACUAUGCAAAUAAUUACAUCCAAUACUACUGAAGACUUCGCGAAAGCUGCGAAAUUAGAUGAACAAAAAGGUAAACCAGGUAUUGAAGAAUUAUCUUCUGUGACUGUAUCGGAAAUCAUUUCCAACGAGGUUGAAGAUGUUCUCUUUAGUAAAGCUGCUCCGACAGAUCAUACGGCUGAUUUCAGUAUUUCUGGUAGAGAAAUCGCCGAAACAACUCAAGUAACAACAAUGUCCGAAACUAGUGAUUUAAUUACAGAAGGACCUGAAGAGCAGAGGGGCAAACAACAAGUUGACGAAUUAACCUCAUUAACCGUUUCACAAGUAAUUUCUAAUGAAGCGGAAGAUGUAUUAAUUAAAGCAGAGUUUCCUGCAGAGAAAACAGCAGAACCAAGUAUGCUCGGUAGAGACAUCGCGGAAACAACGAUGGUUAUAACAAUGACUAGUGCGGAAGAACUUAUUCCUGACAAAGAAGCUGAGAAACAUAAAGGUAAACCGCAAUUUGAGGGGCUUACUACAGUCGUAGUAACUGAAAUAGCUUCUAAUGAAAUUGAAGACACUUUGCCUGAAGCUAUUGCACCAAAAGAACAACAAGCACAACCAAGCUUGACAGGCAGAGAAGUUGCGGAAACUAUGCAAAUAAUUACAUCCAAUACUACUGAAGACUUCGCGAAAGCUGCGAAAUUAGAUGAACAAAAAGGUAAACCAGGUAUUGAAGAAUUAUCUUCUGUGACUGUAUCGGAAAUCAUUUCCAACGAGGUUGAAGAUGUUCUCUUUAGUAAAGCUGCUCCGACAGAUCAUACGGCUGAUUUCAGUAUUUCUGGUAGAGAAAUCGCCGAAACAACUCAAGUAACAACAAUGUCCGAAACUAGUGAUUUAGUUACAGAAGGACCUGAAGAGCAGAGGGGCAAACAACAAGUUGACGAAUUAACCUCAUUAACCGUUUCACAAGUAAUUUCUAAUGAAGCGGAAGAUGUAUUAAUUAAAGCAGAGUUUCCUGCAGAGAAAACAGCAGAACCAAGUAUGCUCGGUAGAGACAUCGCGGAAACAACGAUGGUUAUAACAAUGACUAGUGCGGAAGAACUUAUUCCUGACAAAGAAGCUGAGAAACAUAAAGGUAAACCGCAAUUUGAGGGGCUUACUACAGUUGUAGUAACCGAAAUAGCUUCUAACGAAAUUGAAGACACUUUGCCUGAAGCUAUUGCACCAAAAGAACAACAAGCACAACCAAGCUUGACAGGCAGAGAAGUUGCGGAAACUAUGCAAAUAAUUACAUCCAAUACUACUGAAGACUUCGCGAAAGCUGCGAAAUUAGAUGAACAAAAAGGUAAACCAGGAAUUGAGGAAUUAUCUUCUGUGACUGUAUCGGAAAUCAUUUCCAACGAGGUUGAAGAUGUUCUCUUUAGUAAAGCUGCUCCGACAGAUCAUAUGGCUGAUUUUAGUAUUUCUGGUAGAGAAAUCGCCGAAACAACUCAAAUAACAACAAUGUCCGAAACUAGUGAUUUAAUUACAGAAGGACCUGAAGAGCAGAGGGGCAAACAACAAGUUGACGAAUUAACCUCAUUAACCGUUUCACAAGUAAUUUCUAAUGAAGCGGAAGAUGUAUUAAUUAAAGCAGAGUUUCCUGCAGAGAAAACAGCAGAACCAAGUAUGCUCGGUAGAGACAUCGCGGAAACAAUGAUGGUUAUAACAAUGACUAGUGCGGAAGAACUUAUUCCUGACAAAGAAGCUGAGAAACAUAAAGGUAAACCGCAAUUUGAGGGGCUUACUACAGUCGUAGUAACCGAAAUAGCUUCUAAUGAAAUUGAAGACACUUUGCCUGAAGCUAUUGCACCAAAAGAACAACAAGCACAACCAAGCUUGACAGGCAGAGAAGUUGCGGAAACUAUGCAAAUAAUUACAUCCAAUACUACUGCAGACUUCGCGAAAGCUGCGAAAUUAGAUGAACAAAAAGGUAAACCAGGUAUUGAAGAAUUAUCUUCUGUGACUGUAUCGGAAAUCAUUUCCAACGAGGUUGAAGAUGUUCUCUUUAGUAAAGCUGCUCCGACAGAUCAUACGGCUGAUUUCAGUAUUUCUGGUAGAGAAAUCGCCGAAACAACUCAAGUAACAACAAUGUCCGAAACUAGUGAUUUAGUUACAGAAGGACCUGAAGAGCAGAGGGGCAAACAACAAGUUGACGAAUUAACCUCAUUAACCGUUUCACAAGUAAUUUCCAAUGAAGCGGAAGAUGUAUUAAUUAAAGCAGAGUUUCCUGCAGAGAAAACAGCAGAACCAAGUAUGCUCGGUAGAGACAUCGCGGAAACAACGAUGGUUAUAACAAUGACUAGUACGGAAGAACUUAUUCCUGACAAAGAAGCUGAGAAACAUAAAGGUAAACCGCAAUUUGAGGGGCUUACUACAGUCGUAGUAACUGAAAUAGCUUCUAAUGAAAUUGAAGACACUUUGCCUGAAGCUAUUGCACCAAAAGAACAACAAGCACAACCAAGCUUGACAGGCAGAGAAGUUGCGGAAACUAUGCAAAUAAUUACAUCCAAUACUACUGAAGACUUCGCGAAAGCUGCGAAAUUAGAUGAACAAAAAGGUAAACCAGGUAUUGAAGAAUUAUCUUCUGUGACUGUAUCGGAAAUCAUUUCCAACGAGGUUGAAGAUGUUCUCUUUAGUAAAGCUGCUCCGACAGAUCAUACGGCUGAUUUCAGUAUUUCUGGUAGAGAAAUCGCCGAAACAACUCAAGUAACAACAAUGUCCGAAACUAGUGAUUUAGUUACAGAAGGACCUGAAGAGCAGAGGGGCAAACAACAAGUUGACGAAUUAACCUCAUUAACCGUUUCACAAGUAAUUUCUAAUGAAGCGGAAGAUGUAUUAAUUAAAGCAGAGUUUCCUGCAGAGAAAACAGCAGAACCAAGUAUGCUCGGAAGAGACGUUGCAGAAACAAUGUUAGUCUUAACAAUGUCUAGCACUGAUGAAUUUAUGCCUCAGAAGGAAACAGCGAAACAGCAAGGUAAACCUUGUCUCGAAGAACUCACAUCGUUAACAGUUUCGCAAAUAAUAUCUCAGGAAGCUGAAGAUGUUCUUCCUAGUCCUCAAGUGCCGAGUGAGAAAACAGCGCAAACCAGCUUGUAUGGUAGAGACGUAGCUGAAAUUACAGAAGUAACAACUGUGUCAAAUGUAGAUGAACUCAUCGAAAUUCAAAAACCGGAAAUACAGAAAGGAAAACCGAAUCUUGAAGAACUAUUAUCCUUGAGUGUAACGCAAACUGUAUUCAACGAAACAGAAGCUCUGUUGCCUAGUCCAGAAAUGCCUAGAGAAACAAUGGCACAGACUGAUAUAUCUGGUCGAGAUGUAGCUGAAACGAGUCAAAUUCUAACAAUGCUAAGCGUAGAAGAACUUGCAAAACAAUUAACUCCUGAUAAACGGGCAGGGCAAUUUAAAAUAGAAGAAUUAUCCUCGUUAACUGUAUCUCAAGUACUAUCUCAUGAAACGGAAGAAACUUUUCAGAGUUCCGAUGCGCCUAGUGGACUUACAGCGAUGCCUAUGAUGUCUGGUAGAGAAAUUGCCGAAAUUUCUCAAGUGCUCACUGUAACAAUUGCUGAAGAAUUUUCAAAACCCAAAAGUCCAGAGGGACAAAGAGUUAAACCACGUUUGGAUGAAUUAUCAUCACUAAUGGUUUCUCAAGUGAUAUCUACUGAGCUAGAGCAACAAUUACCUAGUCCAGAAAAAAUAGAUGAGAAAACAGCUGCACCAAGCCUCUUAGGUAGAGAGAUAGCUGAAAAAACUGAAAUUAUAACCGCCGCGAGUGUUGAACAAAUACCUGAGUUUAAGAAAACAGAAGGAGAGAAAGGAAGACCAGAUGUUGAAGAAAUGAGUUUCAUUACUGUAUCUGAAGUCUUGUCUACGGAAGCGGAACAAGAAUUACCAAGUCAAGAAGCUCCAAAAGAAUAUAAAGCUUUGUCUAAAGUAUCUAGCAUAGAAGUUGCAGAAACUUCCGAAAUUUUGACAGUGAGCAAUGUCGAAGAAUUUGUGAAGUCCCAGGCUCCUGAGGAACAUAAAGGUAGGCCAAACUUAGAAGAACUAUUGCCGUUAUCAGUCUCUGAAGUAGCUUAUACUGAAGCGGAGAAAGGACUACUUACUCCAGAACAACCAACUAAACAAAUAGCGGAGCAAAGCAUGCUGGGUAUUCGCGUAGCAGAAAAGUCUCAAGUAAUCACAUCAUCAACAACAAAAGAAAUAAUAGAGUCAGUACAACCUGAGAUACAGAAAAUAAUACCGGAACAAAUACCGUAUGAAAGUAUACAACAAAUUCAAUCAGUUCCUCAUGAAAGCGAACGUUCGCUUCUUCCUGACAAAGCAGCACCAAGCGCAACAGCUGAAGUUUCAUUCCGCAUUUCUGAAGGCCUUGAAGUUAUCCAAGUAACUGCUACAGAAAAAGAAGCAAAAGAAGUCGUGAAAGGCCAGGCGAAAGAAGCAAGCGCACAAGCCGAUAUAGUUGACCGAAAGGUUGCUUUAAAAACUGAAAUUCUUCCAGAAAAUGUAGUAUCGGAGUUUGUUAUCUCGAAACCAGAAGGUAAAAUAGCUCACGGAGUAAAAGACGAAAGACAAGGCGUGAUUGUUACUGAAAUACAACACACUGCUGAAAUAGAAUCAAAUCUGCCUGAGACCGUUAUACCUUUAGCAAAAUUAGCGAGUACAUCUAUCGAAGCCGACCACUUGGAAAAGAUUGUAGAAACUACAGAAGCAUCAGCGCAACAUCACAUCACAAUUACACAACACAUUACAAAACACGAUACAAAACAACAACCAUUGAUUGAAUCUGACACUGAGGUAACUGAGGAAUAUACCACUAAAUUUAGACGUGGUAGCAAAGACGACGAAACGGCAGCAAUCCAAACAAAGAAAACAAUAAUACGGAAAAAGAAACCGAGGACUAAAUCAGAUGAAAAAGUUGUGAUAAUUGAAGAAGAACUAGAAGAUAAGACGUCACAAUUGCCAACAAUACCAAAGAAACAAUUUAUGCAAAUUGAAGAAGUAACUGAAACAACUGGAAUAGAAGAAAUAAUUCCAUCAAAAAUCGAAGAAUUAGAAGAAACAACACAAAAACCAAUAGAAGCAGAACCGAUAAAACUUGAAGAUAAACCUGUUGAAACAGAAAAAGUCCAAGAACAAAUUAUAUUAACCGAAGAGAUAAUAGCCGACAAAAAGCCCAAAGGAAUAAUUAAGAAAACGACUAUUAAACGAAAAGGACAAAAACAACAAAUAAUAGAAGAAGUAACCGUAGAAGAACAAGGAAAAUUACCUGUAACAACAAUCACAGAAGGUCCAGAAGAAGAAACGAAAGAGGACAUUCUAUUGCCCUUACCGCAUCUUGAACAGGAACAAACACGAGAACAAAUUACGGUAGUUGAAGAGGUAACUGAAGGAAAGAAACCGAAGAAAAUUACCAAGAAGAAAAUAAUCAAACGCAAGGGACAGACACAGAAGGUAACCGAAGAGGUUACAGUAGAAGAAAAAGGAAAAAUGCCCGUAACGACGAUCACGGAAGGCCCCGUAGAAGAAGUUGUCGAAGAAACUAUAAAACCUCUGCCGCUUCCGCACUUCGCUACUCCUGCUGAACAAGAAGAAGUUCGAGAACAAGUCACAGUUACGGAAGAAGUAGUUGAAGGUAAGAAACCGAAGAAAAUUACCAAGAAGAAAAUAAUCAAACGCAAGGGACAGACACAGCAGGUAACCGAAGAGGUUACAGUAGAAGAAAAAGGAAAGAUGCCCGUAACGACGAUCACGGAAGGCCCCGUAGAAGAAGUUGUCGAAGAAACUAUAAAACCUCUGCCGCUUCCUCAAUUCGCUACUCCUGCUGAACAAGAAGAAGUUCGAGAACAAGUCACAGUUACGGAAGAAGUAGUUGAAGGUAAGAAACCGAAGAAAAUUACCAAGAAGAAAAUAAUCAAACGCAAGGGACAGACACAGCAGGUAACCGAAGAGGUUACAGUAGAAGAAAAAGGAAAGAUGCCCGUAACGACGAUCACGGAAGGCCCCGUAGAAGAGGUUGUCGAAGAAACUAUAAAACCUCUGUCGCUUCCGCAAUUCGCUACUCCUACGGAACAAGAAGAAGUUCGAGAACAAGUCAUUGUAACCGAGGAAGUAGUUGAAGGUAAGAAACCGAAGAAAAUUACCAAGAAGAAAAUAAUCAAACGCAAGGGACAGACACAGCAGGUAACCGAAGAGGUUACAGUAGAAGAAAAAGGAAAGAUGCCCGUAACGACGAUCACGGAAGGCCCCGUAGAAGAGGUUGUCGAAGAAACUAUAAAACCUCUGCCGCUUCCUCAAUUCGCUACUCCUGCUGAACAAGAAGAAGUUCGAGAACAAGUCACAGUUACGGAAGAAGUAGUUGAAGGUAAGAAACCGAAGAAAAUUACCAAGAAGAAAAUAAUCAAACGCAAGGGACAGACACAGCAGGUAACCGAAGAGGUUACAGUAGAAGAAAAAGGAAAGAUGCCCGUAACGACGAUCACGGAAGGCCCCGUAGAAGAGGUUGUCGAAGAAACUAUAAAACCUCUGCCGCUUCCGCACUUCGCUACUCCUGCUGAACAAGAAGAAGUUCGAGAACAAGUCACAGUUACGGAAGAAGUAGUUGAAGGUAAGAAACCGAAGAAAAUUACCAAGAAGAAAAUAAUCAAACGCAAGGGACAGACACAGCAGGUAACCGAAGAGGUUACAGUAGAAGAAAAAGGAAAGAUGCCCGUAACGACGAUCACGGAAGGCCCCGUAGAAGAGGUUGUCGAAGAAACUAUAAAACCUCUGCCGCUUCCGCAAUUCGCCACACCUGUUGAACAAGAAGAAGUUCGAGAACAAGUCACAGUUACGGAAGAAGUAGUUGAAGGUAAGAAACCGAAGAAAAUUACCAAGAAGAAAAUAAUCAAACGCAAGGGACAGACACAGCAGGUAACCGAAGAGGUUACAGUAGAAGAAAAAGGAAAGAUGCCCGUAACGACGAUCACGGAAGGCCCCGUAGAAGAAGUUGUCGAAGAAACUAUAAAACCUCUGCCGCUUCCGCACUUCGCUACUCCUGCUGAACAAGAAGAAGUUCGAGAACAAGUCACAGUUACGGAAGAAGUAGUUGAAGGUAAGAAACCGAAGAAAAUUACCAAGAAGAAAAUAAUCAAACGCAAGGGACAGACACAGCAGGUAACCGAAGAGGUUACAGUAGAAGAAAAAGGAAAGAUGCCCGUAACGACGAUCACGGAAGGCCCCGUAGAAGAAGUUGUCGAAGAAACUAUAAAACCUCUGCCGCUUCCGCAAUUCGCACCUGUUGAACAAGAAGAAGUUCGAGAACAAGUCACAGUUACGGAAGAAGUAGUUGAAGGUAAGAAACCGAAGAAAAUUACCAAGAAGAAAAUAAUCAAACGCAAGGGACAGACACAGCAGGUAACCGAAGAGGUUACAGUAGAAGAAAAAGGAAAGAUGCCCGUAACGACGAUCACGGAAGGCCCCGUAGAAGAAGUUGUCGAAGAAACUAUAAAACCUCUGCCGCUUCUGCAAUUCGCCACUCCUGUUGAACAAGAAGAAGUUCGAGAACAAGUCACUGUAACCGAGGAAGUAGUUGAAGGUAAAAGGCCAAAGAAAAUUACCACGAAGAAGAUUAUUAAACGCAAGGGGCCGAAGCAACAGAUAACUGAGGAAGUUACAGUGGAAGAAAAAGGAAAGAUGCCCGUAACGACGAUCACGGAAAGCCCCGUAGAAGAAGUUGUCGAAGAAACUAUAAAACUUUUGCCGCUUCCGGAAUUCGCUACUCCUGCUGAACAAGAAGAAGUUCGAGAACAAGUCACUGUAACCGAGGAAGUAGUUGAAAGUAAAAGGCCAAAGAAAAUUACCAGGAAGAAAAUAAUUAAACGCAAGGGACAGACACAGCAGGUAACCGAAGAGGUUACUGUAGAAGAAAAAGGAAAGAUGCCCGUAACGACGAUCACGGAAGGUCCCGUAGAAGAAAUUGUCGAAGAAACUAUAAAACCUCUGCCGCUUCCGGAAUUCGCCACACCUGUUGAACAAGAAGAAGUUCGAGAACAAGUCACUGUAACCGAGGAAGUAGUUGAAGGUAAAAGGCCAAAGAAAAUUACCACAAAGAAAAUAAUUAAACGCAAGGGACCUAAACAGCAAGUAACUGAAGAAGUUACUAUAGAAGAAAAUGGGCAGUUACCUAUAACCAGAAUCGAUGAAGGCCCUGUGGAAGAUAUUAUUAAAGAAAUUGUGAGAACUUUACCACAAUCUGAAUCUGCGGAUUCUGAGGAACAAGUUCGAGAACUAGUUACAGUAGCAGAAGAAAUAAGUGAGGGUGAAACACCAAAGAAGAUCAUCAAAAAGAAAAGUAGUAAACGCAAAGGCCCGAAACAACAUGUAACUGAAGAGAUUACUGUGGAAGAAGAAGGACAGUUGCCGGUGACUACGGUCACAAAGGAAUUCGUUGAAGAAAUUAUUCAAGAAUCCGUGCUGCCAUUUAGUGAACGUCUCGAGCCAUUGACAAUUGAUCAUCAUGCAGACACUAUACCAGAAAAACACGAAAAACUCAAACACAAAAAAUUGACAAAACCUAAAGUCGAUGAAAAAGUUCUGGAAGAUACUUUGAAAAAAUCGCUCUAUCAGGAACAAGGCGCAAAGGAUGAAAUUCCAGAAGAAAUUGUAGAAGAAAUAAUAACAGAAGAAACAGAGAAACAAAAGGCUCGACUUAUAGAAGAAGAAGAAGAAGAAGAAUCGGUAAAGAUUACGGAAGUGGAUGUUAAAGAGCUACCAGAAGAAAAGAAGAAGAAAGAUAUCAUCGAAAAAGAGGAAGUUAUUGAAACCAUUGAAAAACCUACGCAUAAAAUCUCCAAGAAGAAAAGGCAGCCAAAGACAAAGGACGAACGUGUAGAGAUAGAUGAAGAUAUAAUCAAACCAGAUGAAAAUGUAAUCACUAUAGAAGAACAGGAAAUAACCGAAAUUGUUGAGAAGCCAACCAAAGGGAUCACUAAAAAGAAACACGUAACAGAGGUGAGUGAUGUUCUUGACGAAGUCGUAGAAGAUAUCGUAACGGAGAAACCAAAGAAAGAAAAAGCUAAAACUAUAAAGGAAGAAGAACAACAAACAGUUAUGAUUACGAAGGUAGAUAUACACGAAGCUGCUAUCGAGAUGCCAAAAGAAAAAGCAGAUACCAAAGAAGAAAUAAUAGAAAUUAUCGAAACACCUACAACAAGAAUUAUCAAAAAGAAAAAACCAAAAACAAAAGACCAUGAUGAACAAAUUAUUCAGGAAAUUGUACAGAAGCCUAUUGAAGAAACCAAAAUAAUGGAAGAAGAAAAGAUAGUUGAAAUCAUUGAAACUCCAACGAAAAAAGUUAUAAAGAAGAAGAAGGCUAUUAUUCGUGAUGAUAACGUGCCGGAAGAAAUUAUUGAAGAAAUCGUCAUAGAAAAACCGAAGGAGGAACAAGCUCAAACCAUAUUUUCUCCAAGCGAAAGUAUCGAAGUGACUCAGAUCUUAGCUGAGUUACCGGUUACCAAACUCACAGACGAUAAAGCUAAACCAAAAGAAGCUGCAGUGUGUGACACUAAAGAAGAAAAAGUUAUGUUAAAGAAAGUUUUGAAAGAAGAAACAAGCACGGUUCCUGUUCAAGAAGAAGUGCCAAUAGAAAUUACUAAGGAGAUAAUGGGCGAAAAACCAAAAGAAGAACACAUAAAAUCAGCUGUAAUAACAAAAGAGGGACUCACUGUCAUUGAAACAAUUUCAAGCACGGCUACUGAGGAAUUUCCUGAAAAGGCACAACCAAGAAAAGAAACGGCAGUUCCAAUUGAAGAAACAGAACAACAUAUUGAAGUAAAAGAAGUUACUGUGAAGAAAAUGCCCAAGAAGAUUAAAGCAAAACAUGCAACUGAACAACAAGUUAAAGAGGAAACUGUUGAAGAAAUUAUUUCAAAGAAACCAACAAAAGAAAAAGCAGAAAAAGUCAUAAUAACGAAUGAGGAACUAGAAACUACAGAAAUUGUUCCUGAAGUCGCAACUAGUGAACUAGAUAAAGAGAAACCACGAGAAGAGCAGGCUGUGCCCAUAGAAGAAACGAGAGAAGAUGUAAAACUAACGGAAGUAAUCGCAAAGAAAGAACCACUUAAGAAAAAAGCGGUAGAGAUCAAAGACAGUCAACCAGAUGAAAUAGUAGAAGAAAUGAAAGUGAAAAAAUCCAAAAAGGAAAAGGCUAAAAAAGAUAUUCCUUUACAGGAGGGAAUCGAAAUUACAGAGGUAACAACAGAAACAAUACCUGAAAAACUCGCCGUAGAAGAAAUGCCUACUGAAAAGAAACCAGAACCAACUAUUGCACCAGUGGAAGCUAUUGAAAUUACUGAAGUUACUGUAGCUACAGCAGAUGAUAAAAUAAUCGAGAAGGAAAAAGCGAAAAUUGCAACAGUUGAAGUUAAAGAAGAAAAAGAAAAGAAGUUACCUCGUAUUGCAAAAGAAGAGGUUACUGAAAAGGAGAAACCUGUUAUUAAAGAAGAAGAAGUAGUAGAAAAAAUAACACCUACCAAAUCUGAAAAAGAAAAACCAACAAUCGAGGAAGUUUCUUUAGAUACUACAAAACCGGCGGAGAUAAUUCCAGAAACUAAAGAUAUUCCAAUAGAGAAACAGCCUGAGGAUAAAUUAAAGGAAAUAAAAACGAUACAGCCUUCAGAAACAAAGGAGGAUGCGAAACCGAAAGAAGAAAUUACCACUAUUACGGAAGAAAAACCUGUGGACGAAGUUACUGAGAAAUUAAAAGAAAAGAAGAUUAAGAAAAAGAAAAAGAAACCUGUUAAGAAAGAUGAGAUAGAAGAGUGGGUAGAACCCGAAUAUGAAAGACCAGUAUUAGAACCAAUGCCUGAGAAAAUUCAAUGGGAACCAUCCAAAAAGAAAAAGGAAAAGAAAGUAUUGCCUGAAUCUGUCCAAAAAUUAGUUCCACAAAAAAUCGAAAGAAAAGAAAUCAAACCUAUAAAAUUACAAUAUAUGGAACCAACAGAAACAAUCCAAUUCGGUACAAUUAAAUUAAAGAAAGUACCAAUUAUCAAGAAAAAGGAAGUCAGCGAACCAAUCUUUCCUAAAAUCAUGUUACGCAGUAGAAUUACGUUCAUUGGAGACUAUCCACCAGAAUUACAAAUACCACAAAUUACAUAUAUAGAAGAAAACCCGGUGCAAAUUGGCAUUUUAUCUAGAAAUGCAGAAGAAGCUUUACAAGUUUUAAAGAAAAAAUAUAAAAAGUUUAAGAGUCCCAAGAAAGAAUUAACUGAAUUAGAAAAAUUAGAUAAAGAAUUCGAAGAACUAAAAAAGAUUCCUCUGGAAAAAAUAGAAGACAAAUCUAUAUAUGAACGGGCACCCAAGAAGAUAGAUGAAGAACAUGAAAAACCACAAAAGCUUGUUAUUGGAAAAGGUGAAGUAAAACAAAAAGAUGAAAUUGUCCCAGAAAAAGUUAAACUGAAGAAAAUACCAGAGAAGAAACCAGAAGAAAUAACAGAAAUUAAAGAAAAACCUAAAAAAGAAGAAGUAAUAGAAGAUGUACAUCAGACAGAGAAAGAAAAACCUAAAGAAACACUUAAAUUUGAUGAAUUCCAACCAUUGGAUUUUGAUAGACCAGAAAUUGAAAAAUAUAUACCUGAAGAGAGAGAACCAACUGAUAAGCCGGAACCGGAGCAUGUUUCUAAGCCAUACGAAAAACCUAAGAAAAAGAAACCUGAUCAAGAAAUAGAGCACAUUCCACUAAUUACAGGAAUACCAAAACCAGAAGAACCCGAAGAAGAACCAGAGAUCAAAUUCCGAAUACCAACAUCAGAGAAACCAGAAGAUGAACCUGAAACAAUAACAUUGAAAGGUUGGAAGAAGAGUAAACCCGAAGAAGAGGGCACAGAACAAUUCCCAACUAAAGAAAAAGAUGUUAUUCCAACAGCACCUAAACAAGAUACCGAUGAUGUAACAAUUAAACAGAAAAUAAAACUCAAGAAACCCAAAAAGAAAGAUAUAAAACCAGACGAUGUUAGUGAAGAAAUUAUCUUUAAAAAGGCACCAGAAGAAAAGCCAGAAAUACCAACGGAAGGACUAAUAAUAAAGGAACCAACAUUAGAACCGAAAAAAGAGGAAGAUGUACCAGAAGAAGCUCCUAUAGAUGAACUUACAAUUAAAAAACCAAUUGAGGAAGAAAGAAAAGAAGAAAUUACUGAAACAGAAGUCAUAAUAAAGAAGAAGCCCGUCACAGAGGAAAUCGUUACUGAAACAAUAAAGAAACCGAAAGAAAAACCUGUCCAAGAGGAAGUGGCAGACGAAGUGACGAUUAAGAAACAAGUAGUUGAGGAAAGAAAAGAAGAGGUAGAAGAAACCGAAGAAGUCACUUUAAAGAAAAAGCCAAAGAAGAAACCUAUCAUCGAGGAGGAGGCUGCUGACGUUACCAUACAAAAACCAAUUCCGAUAGAGGAAAAGGAAACAGUGCCGGAAGAAGUCUCUGAAAAAGUGAAAAUAAAGAAACCGAAAAAGAAGCCUGUCAAAGAAGAAGUAGCCGCGGAUGAAGUGACAAUUAAAAAACCAGUAAUUGAGGAAGGAAAAGAAGAGGUAGAAGAAACCACCGAAGAGGUCACAUUAAAGAAAAAGCCAAAGAAGAAACCUAUCAUCGAGGAGGAGGCUGCUGACGUUACCAUAAAAAAACCAAUUCCGAUAGAGGAAAAGGAAACAGUGCCGGAAGAAGUCUCUGAAAAGGUGGAAAUAAAGAAACCGAAAAAGAAGCCUGUCAAAGAAGAAGUAGCCGCGGAUGAAGUGACAAUUAAAAAACCAGUAAUUGAGGAAAGAAAAGAAGAGGUAGAAGAAACCACCGAAGAGGUCACAUUAAAGAAAAAGCCAAAGAAGAAACCUAUCAUCGAGGAGGAGGCUGCUGACGUUACUAUGAAAAAACCAAUUCCGAUAGAGGAAAAGGAAACAGUGCCGGAAGAAGUCUCUGAAAAAGUGGAAAUAAAAAAACCGAAAAAGAAGCCUGUCAAAGAAGAAGUAGCCGCGGAUGAAGUGACAAUUAAAAAACCAGUAAUUGAGGAAAGAAAAGAAGAGGUAGAAGAAACCACCGAAGAGGUCACAUUAAAGAAAAAGCCAAAGAAGAAACCUAUCAUCGAGGAGGAGGCUGCUGACGUUAAUAAAAAACCAAUUCCGAUAGAGGAAAAGGAAACAGUGCCGGAAGAAGUCUCUGAAGUGGAAAUAAAGAAACCGAAAAAGAAGCCUGUCAAAGAAGAAGUAGCCGCGGAUGAAGUGACAAUUAAAAAACCAGUAAUUGAGGAAAGAAAAGAAGAGGUAGAAGAAACCACCGAAGAGGUCACAUUAAAGAAAAAGCCAAAGAAGAAACCUAUCAUCGAGGAGGAGGCUGCUGACGUUACCAUAAAAAAACCAAUUCCGAUAGAGGAAAAGGAAACAGUGCCGGAAGAAGUCUCUGAAAAGGUGGAAAUAAAGAAACCGAAAAAGAAGCCUGUCAAAGAAGAAGUAGCCGCGGAUGAAGUGACAAUUAAAAAACCAGUAAUUGAGGAAAGAAAAGAAGAGGUAGAAGAAACCACCGAAGAGGUUACAUUAAAGAAAAAGCCAAAGAAGAAACCUAUCAUCGAGGAGGAGGCUGCUGACGUUACCAUAAAAAAACCAAUUCCGAUAGAGGAAAAGGAAACAGUGCCGGAAGAAGUCUCUGAAAAGGUGGAAAUAAAGAAACCGAAAAAGAAGCCUGUCAAAGAAGAAGUAGCCGCGGAUGAAGUGACAAUUAAAAAACCAGUAAUUGAGGAAAGAAAAGAAGAGGUAGAAGAAACCACCGAAGAGGUCACAUUAAAGAAAAAGCCAAAGAAGAAACCUAUCAUCGAGGAGGAGGCUGCUGACGUUACCAUAAAAAAACCAAUUCCGAUAGAGGAAAAGGAAACAGUGCCGGAAGAAGUCUCUGAAAAGGUGGAAAUAAAGAAACCGAAAAAGAAGCCUGUCAAAGAAGAAGUAGCCGCGGAUGAAGUGACAAUUAAAAAACCAGUAAUUGAGGAAAGAAAAGAAGAGGUAGAAGAAACCACCGAAGAGGUCACAUUAAAGAAAAAGCCAAAGAAGAAACCUAUCAUCGAGGAGGAGGCUGCUGACGUUACUAUGAAAAAACCAAUUCCGAUAGAGGAAAAGGAAACAGUGCCGGAAGAAGUCUCUGAAAAAGUGGAAAUAAAGAAACCGAAAAAGAAGCCUGUCAAAGAAGAAGUAGCCGCGGAUGAAGUGACAAUUAAAAAACCAGUAAUUGAGGAAAGAAAAGAAGAGGUAGAAGAAACCACCGAAGAGGUCACAUUAAAGAAAAAGCCAAAGAAGAAACCUAUCAUCGAGGAGGAGGCUGCUGACGUUACCAUAAAAAAACCAAUUCCGAUAGAGGAAAAGGAAACAGUGCCGGAAGAAGUCUCUGAAAAAGUGAAAAUAAAGAAACCGAAAAAGAAACCUGUCAAAGAAGAAGUAGCCGCGGAUGAAGUGACAAUUAAAAAACCAGUAAUUGAGGAAAGAAAAGAAGAGGUAGAAGAAAUCACCGAAGAGGUCACAUUAAAGAAAAAGCCAAAGAAGAAACCUAUCAUCGAGGAGGAGGCUGCUGAAGUUACUAUAAAGAAACCAAUCCCGGUAGAAGAAAAAGAAGAAGCGGUUGAAGAAAUUUCUGAAAAAAUAGCAAUAAAGAAACCAAAAAAGAAGCCUAUCAAAGAAGAAGCAGCAGAUGAAGUAACAAUUCAGAAACCGGUCGUUGAAGAAAGAAAAGAGGAAGUAGAAGAUAUUACCGAACAAAUCACGUUAAAGAAAAAACCGAAAAAGAAAGUCGAAACAGAAGAAAUAUCAGAAGUGACUAUUGCCACACCUAAAGAAAAAAAGGAAAAGGAAAAAGAAACUACAGAGACUUCAACGGAUGUAUUAAUAAAGAAAAAGAAACCAGUAGCAGAAGUCAAAGAAACAGUCGCAGAGGAAUUAACAAUUCAAAAAGUCGAAGAGGUAGAAGAACCUAAGGAAGUAAUUGAGGAAUUCACGUUGAAACGUAAGCCACCUAAGAAGGCACCAAAACCUAUUGAAGAAAUUUAUGAAGAUGUUACUUUACGUAAAUUACGGCCAAAGAAGAAACCCAGACCAGAUAUCAAAGAAGUCACUGAAGUGGAGAAUGUAACGUUUAGACCACGUACUACAAAAACAAAAGAAGAUGUGGAACAAGAAUUUAAAAUCUCGUUAAAUACAUAUGAAGAAGAGGAUAUUUCAAUGUCUGGUAAAGUUCGCCUGAAGCCAAAGAAACGUCCACUGACAUAUUCAGAAGAGACGGGAGAAGAAACAAUUAAAAUUAUUCAAGAAGUCGGAGAUGAUUCAGGACCAAUUAUCGAAGAGAUUAUUGAUGAAUCGGAAGAAGAAGACAAAGCAUAUAGCAUCGAAGAACUUGACGUCGACGAAAUGAGCAUACCAUUAAGACGAAAGAAAAAGAAACAAAAAGUUCCAUAUAGUGUGGAAGAAAUUGAAGAGGAUGUUAAAGUGCAAUUAAAACGUGAUAGAAAAUAUUCAUAUGAAGAAACAGAUGUUGAGUCUUUGGCGCUGAAAUUGAAGAGCAAGAGACGUGUCUCUACGUAUGAAGAAGAAGAUGUUUCUCUCAGCAUUACUAGAGAAGAGGACAUCUCCGAAGAAGUUGAGGAUAUCGAAUAUGUCAUUCGUGAUGGUGAUACAAUGUACUCAAUCUGUUCUUAUGUGGCCGAAACGGAAGAAGCUAUUAAUUUAGUCGAAGGAGAAAAAGUUUACAUUAUUGAUCAUACCAAUCAGGAUUGGUGGUUUGUAAAGAAGCAUUUGACCGAAGAGAAAGGCUGGGUACCGGCACAAUACUUAUUGGACGAAGUACACUACACUGUGUACUUGCAACGAAAACUCCAUGAAAAGAUUGAUAAAUUACCAAUCUUCGAAAAACCGGCUCCAGGAGAAAAAGCAUCAGCUCCAAGAUUUAUCGAAAAAUUACAGCCGAUCCAUACAUUAGAUGGUUAUACUGUUCAAUUUGAAUGCCAGGUAGAAGGCAUACCAAGACCACAAAUAACCUGGUUCCGUCAAACUGCUAUUAUCAAGCCAUCUACUGAUUUCCAAAUAUAUUAUGAUGAAGAUAAUGUUGCUACCUUAAUAAUCAGAGAAGUAUUUCCCGAAGACGCCGGUACUUUUACCUGUGUUGCUAAAAACGCUGCAGGAUUUGCAUCCAGUACUACUGAACUUAUCGUUGAAGCUCCCCUAUCAGAUCAUGGAUCAGAUGUUACCGGUCCUUCGAGGAAAAGUCUUUCAAGAGAAUCAUCUCUUGCGGAUAUAUUGGAGGGUAUUCCACCUACAUUCUCUCGAAAACCAAAAGCGAAAUACGUAAACGAAGGUGAUGAUGUAAUAUUGGAAUGUCGAUUAGUCGCUGUACCAGAACCAGAUGUAACAUGGUACUAUAAAGACGUUCAGGUAGUCAACGAACGAAAUAUCGUAAUCGCGACCGAAAGCGACAUGCAUAUGUACUGCAGUGUCGUAAAAAUCUCCAAAAUUCAAAAGAAACAGGAAGGAAGAUACAAGAUCGUCGCUAAGAACAGAGAGGGUGAAGCUACUAUCGACAUUCCUGUGAAGGUGAAAACUGGAAAGAGUGAACCGCCUGAAAUUUUGGAACCCUUACAAUCUUAUGUGAUCAAAGAAGGCGAAACUGUUGUUCUGUCAACUCAAAUAGUCGGUAAUCCAUCGCCGAAAAUAACGUGGUAUAAAGAUGGAAAACCGAUAAAGAAUCUGCAACCGAAGCAAGACGGACACGUUAAUAUGUUGAGCUUAAUACAACCCCAACUGGCCGACAGUGGAGAAUAUUCAGUCGUAGCUAUUAAUGAUGUCGGCAAAGCCGAAACUCGAGCUACAUUGACCGUUGAAAAAGUACCAAGCGGUGCCCCGGAACCACCGUUGUUUACUGAACGUUUUCAAGAGUUGGUCGUUCCGGAAAAAGGCACCUUUAAAUUGGUUGCCAAAGUCACUGGAAAUCCUGUUCCGGAAGUUACCUGGCUCAGAAACAACAAACCGCUUGAAAAAUCGCUCAAUAUCACAGAAAGUUAUGAUGGUGAAAAUAUUAUGCUCGAAAUUAGGAACGCAGACUCCGAAACUGAUGCUGGGGAUUAUAAAUGUGUCGCUAAUAAUCCGGUGGGAAAAGCUUCUCAUGGUGCAAAAGUCACGGUAGAUGUUGCUAAAGUUUCCUUCACGAGAAAACUGCAAAAUGAAGUCGUAAUCGAUGAGUACAAAACUCUAGAACUGAACUGUGAGACAUCUCAUACUGUUUCCACGGUCUGGUGGCAUAACGAUAAAGAAAUUAGCGGGAUGGACCACCGCGAGAUAAUCCAAGAAGGACGCGUACACAGGUUACUCAUUAAAAAGAGCAGUCCAUCUGACGCAGGAACAUAUAAGUGUACCGUUAAGAAUCAAGUGACAUCCAGCAACGUUAUCGUUCGGGCCACUAAACCGGAAUUUGUCAAAAAGCUGCAAGACUUCGAGGUGAAGGAGCGCGAGGUGGCGAUUUUGGAAGUCGAGAUCACGUCUCAAACGGCUGAUGUAACAUGGCGAAAAGACGGCGAAUUAUUAACACCGAGCAAGGGAAAAUUAGAGUUCGUAAAGGAUGGUACGAUAAGGAAACUUCUCAUCAGAACCGCAUCAGUUCACGACGAGGGCGAAUAUACGUGCGCAUUACCAGAUGAAGAGUGCACGGCGGAAGUUACGGUUGUCGAAUUACCACCAGAAAUUAUUACCAAAAUGCAGGACGUAACUAUUGCGAGAGGCGAGAAAGCAACGUUUGACAUAGAACUAACGAAAGGUGAUGCUUUAGUACGUUGGUUUAAAGAUGGUCAAGAGUUGCAAUUCUCCGAGCACGUGCGACUAUCGAUCGAUGGCAAGAGACAAAAACUGAAGAUUUACGAUGCAGAAGUAGAAGAUGCGGGAAUUUAUUCUUGUCAAGUUGGCGAUCAGACUUCGUCAGCUAGUCUGACGGUUGAAGAACCCGAAGUAGAUUUCAUCAAAAAAUUGCCGGAUGUCACUCUGGUGCCUCUCAACGCUGACGCAACUUUCCUUAUUGAACUGUCACGCGCCGAUAUACCAGUAACAUGGUUAAGGAAAGGCGAGAUUAUUGAUUGCACACAAUCUCCAAAAUACAGUAUCGUCGACGAAGGAAAUGUUAAGAAACUUAUCGUUAAGAAAUGCACGACUGACGAUAUUGCCGAAUACACUGCUGUAGUUGCUAAUGUGAAAACAUCGUCUAGAUUAAAAGUCGAAGUUAUCGAAGCGCCACCCAAGAUUAAUCUUGAUACGCUAAAAAUAUACAAGACGACGAAAGGUGAUGACAUUGACAUUCUUGUGAAAUUCACGGCUACGCCACUACCGAAUGACGAAUGGACCGUUAACGGCCGCGCUCUUAGGAAAUCUAAACGAAUCGUCGCAUCCAUUGAUGAAAGUUCAGCUGUUUUAACGAUUAGAGACGUGCAAGAAAAAGAUUUCGGCGAUUAUAAUCUAAAAUUAACUAAUCCUCUCGGAGAGGAUAGUAUAGAAAUCAGCGUCAUUGUCGUGCAGGUACCCGGAGCACCAGGAAUUCCAGAACCCCUUGAAAUAACCGACAACAGCGUUACUCUUCAUUGGAACAAACCAGAAUCAGACGGACAUUCGCCGAUCAUCGAAUACAUUUUGGAAUAUCGCGAAAAGACGGAAUCUUCAUGGAGCAGAGUCACGAAGACAAUAAGCGAAACUACGUACAAGUUGACAGAUUUGACCACUGACAAGGAAUACACCUUCCGUGUAACAGCUGUCAACGAAGCUGGCCCGGGCGAGGCAUCGCCGAACACGCCGUAUCUAAGAAUUUCUAAGCUAUCGGCGUUCGAAUCACCGAUCGUUCUCGAAGCACUCAAGAGCAUCGUGAUUGGAUUAGGAGAGACCGUAACGCUUUCUUGCGUAAUCGGCGGCGUACCGGCACCGCGUAUUACAUGGUUGAAAAAUGAUGAAAUCUUCGAAGAUCCCAGCAUCACGUACGAAAAUCGCGUGGCUAAAUACACGAUUUCAAAAACCACGGAAACAUCUUCGGCUACGUUUACAGUUAGAGCUCAAAAUGAUGCAGGCACGGCCGAAACAUCGUGUCAAUUAAAGAUCCAGGAAUCUCCAAAAAUAACUUGCGAUAGAAGCUUGACCAACCAGAGAUUAGCAGUAGGCGAUAAAUGGACGGUUGAGAUCCGUAUCAGUGGAUUCCCAAGACCAGAAGUAACAUGGACGAAAAACAACAAAAAGAUAACCGACAAUCGCAUUUCCGUUGAAACUAAGGAGGACAUAUCCAUUAUUACGAUUCCUUCGCUCGUCAGAGAUGAUACAGCUGUCUAUACUGUAAAAGCGACGAACGAAGCCGGUAGCUCGUCAAUAGAGUGUCGCCUUCGUGUUAUAGACAAACCGAGCAAACCUCAAGGACCAGUUGUUGCGAAAGAGAUUAGACAAGAUCGUGUUACAAUAGAAUGGCAACCGCCAGCCGAUGAUGGUGGCGUAGAACUGGAGAGAUAUAUCAUCGAAAAAUGUGAGGCGAAUAAGGAUAUUUGGACAAAAGUAGGUGACGUCGACAAAGAAGUGGAGAGUUUCUGCGCACAAAAAUUGCAGCAAAAUGUCGACUAUUCAUUCAGAAUAAUCGCUAAAAAUGAGAUCGGAUCCUCAGACCCCUUGGAGUCCGAGCCAAUCAGAACAAGGAGUUCAUUCGAACCACCGGCACCGCCAAGAGGACCACUGGAAAUUUCUGGAAUGACGAAAACAUCGUUCACGAUCAAGUGGGAGCCUCCAGAGAACGAUGGUGGUACACCUAUCACAGAUUAUAUCAUAGAAGCUAAAGAAACAUCGAAGAAGAUUUGGCAAAAGAUUACGAGUACAAAGGGGGAUGUCACUAAUGCCAUGAUAUCAGAUCUAAAAACUGAUGUAUCAUACAAUUUCCGUAUAACGGCCAAAAACAGUGUCGGUACUGGUCUUCCGUACACGGCGGAGGAAGCAAUAACAGUUGGCAAACGACCGACACCACCCUCGUGCCCCUUAAAUGUGCGAGCGACAAACGUCACGAGCAAGAGCGUUACUCUGACUUGGUCACCGCCAGCUACCACAGGAGGAUCAGAAUUGACAGGCUACAUAAUCGAGAAGAGACCAUUAAUCGGAAAAGGCGCCAGAUGGACAAAGGUUGUUACUCUCGACGCUACGACGCAACAAUACUGCAUCGAGAACUUGAAGGAAAGCGAGUUUCUCUUCAGAAUCUUUGCUGAAAAUAGUGUGGGACUUAGCACACCAACUAAUUCCGAGCCAGUUACACUGAAAACUCAUGCCAACGUCCCGUCGCCACCUACCGCUCCGUUAGAGAUGAGACAAAUCGCGGCGAACACAAUGGUAAUCGAAUGGGGCAGACCCGAAUCGGAUGGCGGCGCGCCUUUGGAGGGCUACAAAAUCGCUAUUAGGGACGCCAGAAAAACCAUGUGGAUGGAAGUAGGAAGGGUGAACGCGGACAUCCAGAAACUGAAUAUCCGAGACCUGCAGGAGAAUCAUGAAUAUCUCGUGAGGAUUUUCGCGCGAAAUGAGAUCGGAUUCAGCGAUCAUUUGGAAUCAGAAGAACCUUUCAAGAUCGUACCGACCUCACAACUGUCAUUCGACGAGCCAAUCGCAGAAGCAAUGGACAAAGGCGAGACUGCAUCGGUGAGCUUCAGCACGGAGAAUACGAGUUCGUGGCUGCGGGAACACAACAUGGACGCAGACAUACAUUCGUACGCGAGAGCGAGAUUACUUAGGAAAGACGAGUACUUCUUCCGCAUUUGGCACUAUGCUAAAAAGCUGUUUGAAUAAGCAUUUGUAAACGUGCAAUCCUAAGCAUCCGUUCGCACCGCAUAGUAACGGCGGAUGUAAUUGAUGAUUAUUUCCGCAUUUCUGUUCACCUAUUUUUAUCGCAAUUGCGGUACGGCAGAUUUAUGCACGCCUGACUGAUAGCGCAACGGCGACAGUGCCAUUGUUCCUGUAGAUUGUUCCCAAAACCGCUUAUAGCGAUUUCACGUACGGUGAAGCUAAAACUCGUGAGACUGGACGAGUGCUUACCGAGUGCUAAUCUAGUCAGGAGAUUUAACGUGAUUUUUUUCUUCGCUGUUUUUAUCAGAACGCUCAAAACUGUACUGAAUAUUUGUCUGUCUGAGCGAUUCUUUUUUUUUAUAAUUUUGUCGCUCUAAAGUAUUAUUACUACUGCACUUGUGCAACUUGAAAAUUUUGUUUUCUACGAGUCGUAGAAGAUGGCCAACUUGUGUUGUUGAAGUCACGAUUCACGACAGACAACGGAGAUAAGAUUUAAGUAUCCCUAAGCAACUAGAAUAUCCAGAAUUCUCAAAACUGUGGCAUUCUACACCUACUAAUGAUGUAUUUAUAGUUAAGCGACGUAAACGUCCGUUUCUACUUGUAAGACAAAACCAGAACUUGCGGUGAUUAUCUGAAUAUUUAUUCUCCAAGCAUAUGAAAUGUAUAUUAUUUCUUGUUACUAUUACAGUUAUAUUUAAUUUUAAUUAAGAUCGUCGAUAGGAUCGAGAACAUUGAGAUAAACGAAACGAAGCAAUACCACUCGUGGUUGGUAAGUGAGACGUAAAAUAUAGGUGCCAACAUCAUUAGAAUUAACCAACGACGCGUCGUAUACUUCGCAUUAUUUAUGUUGUAAAAUAUUUUAUUUAUCAAUUAAAUUAUUGCAAAUUA
Messenger RNA from Ooceraea biroi (clonal raider ant), 70171 nucleotides. Its product is annotated as sallimus. Gene Ontology annotation, molecular function: protein binding. The record is from RefSeq and is a predicted model, not a curated record. NCBI's taxonomy places the organism in Eukaryota, Metazoa, Arthropoda, Insecta, Hymenoptera, Formicidae.